CGACAACGGGAUCCCGUGCCGCUACCGUCGCCGAUCGACGUCGCUCGCUCGUUCGCUCGGCCGCUCGCUAACCGCUGCGCGGUCCCUCGUCUCGUCCGCACACUCGAAUACUUAUUGUAUUAUUAUAAUAUUCCCUCGUGUUCUCUCGUAAUAUACGUUUCGCUACUUAAGUAUUGCACUUCCGCGGUAUUACGAUAAUAUUAUAUCGUGUUCGACUAGGUCCAUCUCUACACAGUACCUAUACGCCUCGCGCAGUUUCCGAGAUUUUUCAGAGACGACGACGCCGCGAUUAAAUUCCAGCAGUCGACGCAAUUUCAUAUUUUCGAGAUUUAUCCGACAAUAUAGUUUCCGGUCCCGUCGCGUCACCAGAAGACAUUACAUCGCGAACCGUGGACACCGGCUGACACAACACGGCGGAAGAAAAUCCAGCAAAAAUUAAACCGUUUUUGAACAAGGGUAAGUCGCCACUGCGCACAGAUACUGCCACUUACUCGUCGCCGACAUUGGCGUGAUAAUUUUGAACGGGAAUAGACGCAGUACUGGGUAAUAAUAACGAAUAAAUUGCAGAUUCUUUUGUUGAGAAUUUAAAAGUCCUGUCGAAAAAAAGUAAAUUUGUAGUAAAUAAAUCUGACUUAUUUUCUAGUAAUUCGCUUAAAAUUACUAAAUGAACACUCAUAGUUGUCGUGUUUUUAAGUCGAUGAGAGAUAUAGCCCCUAACGUCCCUUCUUGCACACGCCACUGAACACUGGUUAAUUUGAAUUACAUAAAAUCACGAACGACUGGUAGGUUUAUAUCAUUGCAGGUUAAAUACUGUAUAUGUCAUAGUAAUCAUGCGAAUCUAUGUAUAUAGAUUCAAAAUGAUUAUUUUUUACGGUUUUAGUAUAUAUUUUUUUUCAAUAUUUGAUGUUUAAAUCACACUGCGUAUUAUAAAUAGUGGCGGACUUUUGACUAAUAUUUAAAUUUCAACGAUCCUUCCGAUAGAAUUACACAAAUAUUGUUGAAAACUUUAGACUGUUAAGCUAUAGGUACCCGUGUAAACAGGUAGUAUUUUUUUUUAUAUACAGGUACAUCGUGUGUUUUAUAAUUAUAUUAACCGAUAUCAACUGCAAUUAUACAGAUUUCAAGCAUUGUACCUAUAAACUUAAUUAAAAUCGAUUUAAAUACAAAACUAUAUGCAAUUUUGAAUUUUUAUUUUAUAUAUAGUACCUGUCUAGGUACUAUACAUAAAAAAUAAUAUUCGAGUAUAAUUUAAAGCACGACGUCCAUCAAUUAUUAUAUAAUUUUAGUUAAAAAGGAAGUGGCCGUAUACAAUAGAUUAAUUUAAUUUUAUAUUUUUCAUUUUAGUCUCAUUAAAAAAAAAAAAAAAAAAAAAAAACAAAAAAUUGUAACAAUGAUAACAUUUUUUUUUUUUAGUUAUAAUAAUUUCCACAUUCUAUUAUUAUAUUUUUCCAUACGUAUAAUAUCAUAAUAAUUGAAACAGUAGAAGUUAAUUUUAUAUUUAAUUAAAUAUGGGAUAUUAUUCUAAAUUAUAAUAAAUUGUAAUAUAAUAAUAAUUAAUCAGUAUAAUAAUAGAGUAAAUUAAUGUCAACAUCGUGACAUUGUCUCGGAAGAUUUUUUUAUUGUCACCAUCAUAUUAUAGUCUUGAGAUGUGACGUACAAUAUAAAUUGUCAUUUUUGAAUUAACACAUUACGUCCAAUUAAACAAUACGAGUGUACAUAUUACAAUGGAUAUUAAACGAGUUUAAAUUAUUAAAUUUCUUUGAUACUGUCUGUGUAAUAUAAAUUCAUUUUUAUUGAAGACAUGUUCGUAAAAUAUUCAUGUUGCCUAAUAAUAUAAUGAUAAUUUAAUUUGAUAAAUAUUAGUUACCUAACUACCUACCAACUCCUACAGGGUACCGAAAAUUCAUUAAUUUAUAGUAUUUAAAACUUUAUUAUUUAGUUUAAAUAACGGACGAGUAUAUACCCCGCAGAUGCGCGGAUCACUAUAAUUUCAUAACGUUUAACCGAAAUUUGGUUUAAACUUAUUGCGUUAUAGUAUACUUUUUAAUCGAAUUUGCAACUCGAUCUCGGCCACGUAUAUAUAUAAUAAUGUUAUAAAAACCGUUUUAUAAAUAUUGAAUAUUAUAUUUUAGUAAACUUUAUUAAAUAAAACUGUGUGUAUAUAUAUAUAUAGGUAAGUUUACAUUUUAGAAAAUAAACAUUCUAUAUAAUUGUUUUUAAUUUUAAUGUCCUAAUAGCAUUACGAAAAUUAUACAAUUCAAUUUAUAUAGUAAUAAUUUGACACUUUAUAAAAAUUUGACUUUGUAUUAAUUUUUGUUUUGUUAAAACUCUAUUGGGUUUACUCGUACACCUAAUGUUUAAAGUAAUACACUAUAAUAUAUUAUAAUAAAGUGUUUAUUCGAAUUAUUAAAGGUCUAUAUUUUCUAUGACAAAUAAAAUAUAUUUUGUAUUUGUAAUUCGUAAAUCGAAUACCAAUAUUAUUGUUAUUAUGAUUAAAUUAAAAAUAAAAUCCUUCCAAAUUGUAGAAAUAAGCGAUAUCGUAUAAAUCAAAUAUCAAGAGCUAAAUGUAUAUGUACACGUUAAGAUGGUACCUAUGUAUUUAUUACGUAUUAAUAUAUUUAAAAAAAAAAAAAAACGAUUUUUGUGAUUUAGGCACUUUAUAAUCACAAUACGUUUACAACUACUGCGAUAUAAUAAUUCACGAGUGGCCGAAGCUUAUUAUUAUUAUUGUUUAACGGAAUUUAUAAGAAAGACUCCGGCGUCAACUAAUCGCAGUGUGCGCAGAGAGAAUAUUAUGCGAAUUAUGUGACAGGAAUACCGAUUGAAAUUUCGUGGCGAAAAAAAUCGCAAUCGCCAUUGUGCGAUCCGUGUGUUUUGAUGUGUUCAAAUAAACGGAUCAAAGGAAAAAAAAAAAAGAAGAACGUUGUGAACACAUAAUAAAAUAACAAUACGGGCUUUAUAUGCGUCUGGUGGCCGUGGUACAAAUCGACACUGUACAAAUUGACACCUCCGGUUCGAAAAUACCUAUACGGAAUGAUAUAUUUAUAUAUAUCGACUAUCGUCGUUAUUACGGCGACAAUAAUUUACUUUUACCCCUUCUGUCUUUAGCAUUAACGACGGUCGGUGGUGAGCAGCGACUUGUACACGACAAUCACGUACGGCUCAGUAACAGACACUGCGACAAACAUUUGUGUCGGAUGUGUGUAUACACCGGGUAUAAAUUGUCCUUCCACACCGUAUACCCAGCCACCAAUAUAACAAUGUAUUAUUAUAGUGGUUGACUCUCCUCGACGAAUGAAAUCUAGUGUUAAAAUGACGUUUUAUUUUUUACCCUUGAUGUAUAGAAACGUUCUGGAAAACUCAAUUAUUAUUAUAUAUAUAUAUAUACAUAGGUAACAAAAGACACGCAUCCCUGGACCGUUUUCGCGUAUUUCGUUUUAGACAUUGAACUUUAGUUGUCCUUGUUGACCUUGAGUUUCACCACGAAUACCUACUUAUAAUUUAUACACAUUUAGAUUUCACUAGGUUUUUCCGUUUUAAUAAAAUACUUUACAAAACGUGGUUUGUUAAAAAUCGAUUAUCGAAUUAACGAAAGUCCCCGAGUUUCAAUUGCAACAUUUUGUUUUUCAAUACAACAAUAUCGCUGUAAGUUCUAUGAUUUGAAUAUCACAGACCCUAUAUUAUAACGGAUCUAAAUACACAUUUUACCGUAAUACACCAUUAAUACCACUUCAGUCAUGAUUUUAGAAGUUCCCACAAAUUAAUUAAAUUCACCUCGCCUAUGUAGGUGAGUUUUAUAUUAAAUGGUGCCCGAUGCCAGCGCGUUUUUUAGCUCCGUCUAACGGGAAAAACUUUCUUGCCCCGUAGAAUAUGGUCCUAUCUUGACCAUUAUUUUUUUCGCUAGAAAGAUGAAAAUUUCACACGGUUCGGCUUGAAUUCCGUUUUUCAGUAUUUUAAUCUCAAAUUGUAUAGGGUUAUUAAUUUUAUGAGUUUUUUUUGACUACAUUUUUUUUUUAAAAUCAUUAUUCGAAUCAAAUACAAAUCCAGAGUUCAACGCGUGCUAUAGAAUUUUAUUGUUUAUCAGUCAAUAAUAAUAAUAAAUAAAAAAAAAUAUUUAAUUGACAAUAAUAAUAUUUGUUCCCAAUAUCGUCGUAAAGUCAUGUGCAGCGGUUAAGUUCUUCCCUCUAAAUGUAUAUCAGGUAUAGUAUAGAUUGUAGUGGAAAAGUCUUAUCAUUAAGGCGGCCAUUCUCUCUUCUCUCGCAAUGACACAAUAAUUCUUUUAGAGUUUUUGCCACCAUUACGCUGUAAUAUGUAUUUCGUCACCUAUCAUCUCUACCUUAAACUGCGUAUCUUCAGUUUUCAACCCCCAGGUUUUCGAGGCGGUGAUUAAAAUAUUAAAAAUAGUUUUCAAAUUUUACAAAAUUGAAAUAAAACGUGGAAAACCGACACCGUAAUUGUAUGCGUAUAUCUAAUGGACAAUCAAUUAAAAGAUUUCAAUGAUUUAUCACAUGAAUUAGUUUAACUAUAUGAAAAUGAACGUGUAGGUAGAUAGGACAGUGCGUCAGUAAUAUAAUAAUGUUAUAGGUAAUUCAAAACGUAUGCUGCAGAUUCACUAUACAUGUAUAUUGUAUAUAUAUAUAUAUAUAUAUAUACAUAUGUACGAGCAUAUACUCGGUUCCGGUUAAUAUACGUGUAGGAAGCACCAGUUGAGUGUGCAAUUGCAUAUACAACAGCAUAUUCUGCAAAAUAGAUGUCUUUUAAUUAAUUUAACGGAGUCGGUGUAGGCUAUAUUAUGUAUGUAUACUAAUUUAAACGGGCAAUAACAACGGAAGGACGCGGACGGUAUUAUAUACAUAUACACGACGAAGUGUACCCUUUUAAUUUCAAUUAGGUCCUAGUCGGCUUAAGUAUUAUAACUUAUGGGCAGGAGGAUGAUCCGGGAAAGGAAUAGGGAGGGGACGGCGGAGGUGGUUGUAAAAGCGGAAUUUAGAGAGGGGAAGGCGCAUUGUAUUCGUAUAUUAUAAUAUAAUAAUAAUUGUAAUAUACGGGUGACGGGUUUCUAUAUUAUUAGGUCCCAUAUAUUACAAAUAACAAUAAUUAACACUAUACACGAGCCCUGUGCUGCACAGUAUAUAUAUAUAUAUAUAUAUAUACUAUAGUGUACAUUGGUUAAUUAGUGCACAUAUAUAAGGGAAACGAUAAUAUUAUAACUACAGACGUAUAUAUACGUAAAUUGGCUAAAUUAAUUUAAAUGGAUCCGUCCUAAUUAAGCGACAAAUAAUAAUAAAUCGACACACGCAGCACGUCGAAUUUUUUUUAUUAUUUUUUUUUUUUUUUUGUUUUGUUUUAUUAUUGGAAUUUGAUUUAUAGCUAUAAUAGCCUCGAAGGACGAUCGCGACCGCGGCCAAGUAGGACGGUCAUUAUCAUGAUGAUGCCGCGUGCAGUGUUCGCAAUAAUGAACGAAUAAUAUUCGCGAGACCAAUAUUGGCAAAACAUUAAAAAGUUGUUCGCCUGUAACACAUUAUUGUUAAUUGAUGACGGGGAAACCGGUUCUGUAUAUCACUAUAUAGACAAACGGCCAUAAUAAUAUACAAUAACGAUGCGAAUAAAUAAUAUUAUAGUCGCGUGUACAUCUUUGGUCCCAAGGAAGAAGGGCUUAAAUGAAUAUUUGGGUUUUUUUUUUUUUAACUAUGCAAUUUAUUUACGAUUACCUUUUGGUCUUAAUUCUUUAAAUCACGUUAUAAUUAUAUGUGACAUAAGCCGUUUACAACGACUGCAUACAUAUAGGUUAUAGGCCGUUGAGCAUUUUCCAGAAAUUAUUAUUUACUUGUAUUGAACACUAUACGCGAUUGACUUAAGCCUAACUUUCCCAGAACUAACAAAAUAAUAACAUGAUAUUAUUAGAGAACGUAGAAUCAUUGUUAUUAUAAUUGUGUUUUUUUUUUUAAAUAAAUUUAUAAUUUUUAAACGUUUUAUAUGUUGAAUUUACGAGGACAACAUGUAAAAAUUAUAUAGUAACUAUAGUAUACGGUUGUUAAACGAGAAUAUUGACGUACAUAUUUUAAACGAGAACAAAACACGCAGAAAGACGUAAUCGUACGUAUACGUACAAGUGGAUGCGGUCAUUCAAUAUUCAAUUAAUUUCAAUUAACAGCAUUGUAUGCAGAUACGCGUUGUUAUGGACUUCUACAUUAUACGAAUAUAAAAUACAAAAUAUCGCGUGUUAUUAUUGCUUAUUAAUACAGUUACGAGAGUAUAUUAUUAUCACAACGAUUGAAAUCAAUAAUAAUAAAAAAAAAAAGUCAAUACUGCUCACGGGUCGGUCAUUUAUUAUAGGUGGGUAGUAGAAAGAAUAGGAUACACAGAGUAAUUUUACUUAGAUACUAUGCAAUAGUAAAUCAAUGUGAAAAUCAAACGAUUUUGUGAGGAGUAAUAGUUAUGUUUUCGUGUUUUUCCAUUGUUGCCAUGAGCAGCCAAAAAAGAAUACAAAGAAAAAAAAGACACCAAGAGGUAAACUACUGAAAAUGUCGAUAAAUAUUUCAAAUAAAAUACCACUGGGCAAAAAUUCGAUAUCUUUUAAGGUACUGCGUGAACAAAUUGGAGCAUUUGUCAAUCAAAGAACGUGUUUGAAAAAAAAAAAAAUGUUAAAAUAGUAUUAGGAUAUAAGAGGAAUUAUUAAAAUAAAGUAUCGUCCGAAAAAAACCUGCAUUAUUUAACGUACAACAUGAAAAAAACUGAGCAUUUUUAUUGAUUUUUAAGUAUUUUCUAAGAAAAUAAAACAUACCUCGAUAAAACUAAUAGAUUCUUCGCUAUUCACUGAAUCUAAAAAAGCGCAUUACACCUACUUUUGAUAUAAAAUAUGUAGUGAAAAAAUAUUAGGUUUCAUUUUAUUUAUUUAUUUUUUUUGUAAUCACCGCUGGUUUAUAGAAUCAACCGUUUAUUGGCAAUUAGGUACUUUCGUGAAAUUCAAUCCCGUUAAUACAACGUUGUUAAACUGCUCUUCUUUUUUCAUAUAUAGAUAAUAUAUAUUAUAUUAAAAAAAAAACAAAACAAUUGAAUAAUAAAAUCAAAACAAUAUCUACUAACGUUAUAAUCUGAACCGUAAAACUACGUAAAAAUACAACCAUCGCCUCACUUAUAUAAUUUUAUUUAACACUACACUUAACAAAAUAAUAAUAUUAUGAUGAUCUAACUUCAUGCCAUCCGUCAAAAAAAUUUGCUUUUAUAGUACAAUAACUAAAUUACCAUACAUCCGCUAGGGAGGGAAUGUAUUAUCAAGCCACCGGCCCAAGAUUAUAACAAUUUCAUACCUAAAUCAUAAAUAAAUUGAAUUAAAAACUAGUAUGAUUUUACGUAGUCUAUCGAGAUUUUACCAAUAAUAGUGGUGCGAAAUAUGUUUGAAUUUUAGACUUGGAGGGUAAGAGGGAUCUAUUGGUUUUACUAUGAUGAGUAGUUUCUUUCUGUCUGUAAACAACUUUUCGAUAAGAAAACUUAAUUUUUAUUUGGUAGAUGUUUUGAGGAUACAAUUGUUAGACUAAACAGAAAUGCUUGAAAAUUUAAUAAGAGGUUAAAUAGAAGUAGUAUUUAAUGGCCAAAAAAAAAAUUGAGUAGAUAAGGUAGUGUUUUUUUUUAUAAGUGUUUGAAUUUCCAAUUUUGGAGAUAUUAUGGUCUUUCAAAACAUGUAUAACCGAAAUUUGCUCCUAAUCGUUUUUCGUUGGCAAUGGUUUAUUUAUCGUUGUUAAGAUAUGGAAUUAAAUAACUUUACGUAUUUUACCAUUCUAACUUCUCACCUACAACAAUAGUACAGUAUCAGCUUUUUUCUUUAGUUAGUUUUAGGGACAGAGGUAUUUUAAUUGUUUGUAGGUUUUAUUAAUUUAUUUAUUACUCAUUCUUACUUAAUAUUGAAUAACAGUAUAUAUUUAUUUGCAUGAUAAAUAUAUUUUUUUUUAUGAAGUUUUUGGCAAUGUAAUUGGUAAAUAUAUAGAAAAUAGGUAAUAAUAUUAUUGUUUUCAUAUUUUACAGGAGCAGCUGGCGGAAUGUUCUGCUAUCAUUGCCCAGCGCCCCCAUUACACCCUACACCAGCAACUCGAAUUCCGUCAAUCGACUACCCGUUUUCGUCGUCUCAUCCGUGUAAGUAUUAUACUAUCACAAGCACUAUAAAUUAGGUAAAUAGAUCAUUUUUGUAUACAUUUCAAUUUAAUUGAUUGUGAUAAUAAUUACCAAUUAUUAAUUGUCUUUAAAUUACAAAGUCGUAAAAUUAUACAAAAUAAAAGCUCUACAACUGUUACAUAUAAACUUUUUAUAAUAUAAGUGGGUAAUUAGUAAUAGAUAUUUUAGAUAUAUCUUAUUUUAAUGUUUAAGGUGUUUGCCCGUGCACAGUACCUAUUAAACGUAAAAAAAUAAAAAUGUGUAUCCCCGUUUCUACUUCCGUCCCUAACAAAAUUAACCAUUGUUGUCUAGUAACUAAUUUGUUUUUUAAAGAUAUUUAUUUGCCCAUGGCAUCCAAGUUAACUGAUAGCUUGGUUUCAUCAGUGUUGCAAAGGUAACCCAAAACAAAAAAAAAUCUUAAUUUUCAUUCUAAAAACACUAAAAUACCGUGUUGAUCGGUUGGUCUACACCAGUUUUGGGUUUAAAUUUCUGAUAUCCCGCUUCGAAAUGCAGCAAAUGGACCCUUUUAUCAGCAUGCAUAUGUGCAUUUUCAGACCUUUGUGUUUGAUAGAUUCAUAUGUACAUAGUGCACAAGCUAACAAACAGACAUAUCGAUAUUAUUCCUUUAAUUAACAUAAAUUAUGUCAUUUAAUUUUCAAACAUAAAGAUUUUCCUUAAUUACUAUCAAUUUUAUCUUCAGUUUCUAAAACGUUUCCUUUUUAAUUGUAUUUAUUACGAUUCUGUUGGUACUGUUGGUACAAGCAAUAACGAAUUUGCUGCGUUAAAAUAGCGGUAAUAAAUUAAGGUUUAACAACGUAUAAUAUUAUAUAUUUUAAAGAAAACUUGAACAUAAUCUUUUUGCAUCCAAAAAAUAAUCUACAAACGCGACCGCGUAACCCGGUAUAAUUUAAUUCCGGAAAUGAAAAUUUUUCCAUGAAUAAUGAGUCCGGAUUAUCCUCCAUUACUGGUAUACGCAAUAAUAAUAAUAACAAGCCUUAAUUCGUUGGUUUGAAAGUUUUCUGGGGCUCAAAGAUCCGCGACGUGGUUAAAAAUUUAAGUUUCAAUUUCCGAAAGCUUGUUUUCAUGGUGCUCGAGUUCAGUAAAAGUUCCGCGCUAUUGUUGUUGGUCGGGUUUUUUGUAUUAUACGCGAAUAAAAUAUGGGAAAAUAAAAGCUAUAGGUAUAUUGAUAAACUUUGUAUUAUGCGCGUGCACCCCGGAAGAGUUCAACGUUGUGACUGGUAAUGUCAUAAUUCUAUUUAAGCCGAUUACCGGAGGAGAGGACGGGUGGUUUUAAAGCCGAUCUUAUUGUUCUUGAAAAAAAAUAUAACUCCCAUUUUACAGAAAAAAAAUCCCAAAAACCUACAGUGCUUUUAAAAUAAUAUAAAAAUGCGUCGCGCUUGCGAUUUAAAAAAGAAAAUAUAUAUAUAUAUAUAUAUAUAUAUAUAAAACCACGGUAACCCGAUAUAGUGUAUGUGUGUGUGUAUUUUCAAAAGUUAUUAUAUUUCUUUAGUCCCUCGGGGACACAAGGCCGGUCGUUGGCUGCUGUGCAUAAUGGACCGCAGUGCUUGGGUAAUUGGCGCCCAUCUGUCUAAUGGUCGAACAAUUUGUAUUUAAGCAUUGGCCCCGUCCGAUUCGAUUAUAUUGGUAUUUCGGGUGUACUGACGAAGUGUAACGUGAUUAAUCAAUGAUAUGCGUUGAGGUCGUAUCGAAAAAGGGGAAACGUCCUACUGGAACACAUAAUAUAAUAUAUAUGAAUAUAAUGUGAAAAAUAAGAUUACGUAUUAUUAUUAUAUAUACUGUAGUUCUCGAGUGUUUAUGUAGUUACAUACCGACAAAGGGUCAGAAAUUAGGGGGUCUUCUGUACACUUUGAUCGUGGAACCUCGCGGGCUAUAAAUAUUGAUGACAAUUACAUUUUUGCACAGCUCUCGGUAAAUUAUAAACGCGUGAAUUGUAUAUUACGUAUACAUAUCAUAUAAUAUAUGUACGUAUCACGGGACGCGCGCAAAAAAAUAUACUUAACAGAUUAUAUUAUGGUGUAUGAUAAAAGCAUCUCUCCUACUAUACUAUUAUAGGACUUAAUAAUAUUAUAUAUAAGUGAAUAAAGGUUAUAUUUAUUAAUACUUAUUAGUUUUAGAUUCUAAGAGAAGCGAGAAAUGUAUUGAUUUUAAUAUGAUGUUUUUUUUUUUUUUGUCUGUUAUUAACUUUUCUAUGAGAAAUCUUGCUUCAAUCAAAAACUUUAUAGAAAUUUCCCUAUCGCAUUUUAGAUCUAGUUGGUGUACCGAGGAGGUCAUUUUCGAUUUCCUUUUCCUUAAUAGCGAUUUUGAUAUAAUUUUGGUUAAUUUCUGGGUUACCUUGACAACUAUGGGAAAAAUACGACUUCUAAUACUCUGCUCAGAAUCAUUUUUCGUUUACGAUAAUUUAUCUCAAUUGAAUAUCUCUAAUAUACACUCUCCCUUCCAAUAUCCCUUCUAAAAUAGUGGCGUACCCAUCGGCAGUAUCGGCUUUUUAAACUUAAGCUUUUAAUUAGUUGUUAACAAUUAUAAUACACACCAAGAUAAGGAAAUAUAUCAUUUAUAAUAAAAAUAUUAUUUCAAAUAGGUAUAGUAUGUAUUAUUUUGUUUAAGAAAUAAGAAAUUGUAAUAAAGUUUGAUAAUAUAUUUUCUAGAAAAAAAAGCUUGGGUAAAUAUUGAAUAUUUAUGAAGAACACAUUUAAAUAUAAUUUUUUUAUAUAUAUAUAUAUAUAUGAAGAUAUAUAUUUACAACACUAAAAUAAUAUAGAUAAAUGAUGAUAUUGUUAUAAAGUGUAGAUUAUAAUAACCACAAUAUGUAUAUGCAUACAUAUUGCGGUUCUACAGUGUAAUAAUAUAAUUUGUUGAUCGUAAAAUGUUUAACAUUAUAAUACAUGGCCCUUUAAAGUGUAAGUUCCAAACUUGUAUAAAAGCUUGAUUAGAUGAUGUUAUAAUAUAUUGUCUAAAACUUUACGGUAGCGCAGAUAUAUUUGAUUAUACCUAAGGAUGUACGCCGGCAUCAUGUACCCCCGGUAAUCCCAAUAUUUACCUACUAUAAUAAUAUAUCCACCACUUUGCCAAAAAACCAUUACGGCUCAUUACGCCGGUGCCAGACCGAGCUGUGUAUGAAUAUUUCAAAGGCGCAGCUAACGAAAAUUUCCAUAAUACAAUCCUGAAGGAAACCCACCGUUCCUCGCCCCGCUACCCUCGAACCAUAAUUAGGUUCAUUCCUCCUUAAUUAAAUUCCGGAUAGAAUCCGUCCCGAAGCCCCUCGAGACUGUUCGGCCCUGCUCGGCGUCUUGUUCCAUGAUUCACUUAGGAGUUAAACGUUGUUAGGCGACGAUAGCUUUUACUGGGAUAUACCAUCGUCCCGGUCCCUUUUGUAGUUCCUCUCCCCAUACCCUGUUUAUACUCACCUACUCUAGUUUUAUCCGGAUAAGACGGACCUUUAACUACAUUUUCAGUUUUACACCAUCAGUCACGUAUAUAUUAUAUAUAGUGAGCAAAGUAGGUAGGUUCAUUGAUUUACUGUGUAUACCUAACGAAUGUUUUCACGAGCCCUCGCUAUUUACAAAUUACAAAAUAAUAAAUAACAUUAUCGUAUUGCCGUCCAUUUCCACCUUUUGUAUAAAAUGAUUAUAAAUUCAAUUAUACUUUAAUUAUACAAAAUUACUAUAGUUAACAAAUUGUUUAAAUGGAUUAAGGACACCUACUAACUAUAGAGCAAGCAUAUUGUUAAUUUCAAUAUAGAUUCACUAAAUCACAAUUCUGACAUUCGAUUGGGAAGCUAUACAGUUUAUUUUUAAUUUUAACUAAAAUUAAUUACAACAUAUUUUAACAAUGUGUUUUAGAAUCGGAGUGUAGCAAGGGGUCUAUUGGUUUAACUAUGAUGUAUGUUAUUUUUUUGUCUGUAAAUAACUUUUCUUCCAGAAAUCUUUCUUCGGUGUAUAAAAUGUAGCAUCUUUAAUGAAAGGAAAUUUUAUCUAGUUAGUAAAUUAGAGAGAUAAUUUUUUAAUUUUCCAAGGAUUUUUCAAAAUAAUUAGGAAAAACCAGAAACAAAAUUUGGGUAAAACGGGAAAUAUUUACGGCGUGCCGUGGGGCAUUAUUGAAUUCAUUGUUUAUGAUUUUUGAAAAUUAUGUUUUCUUCCAGAAAUAUUGCUCCAAUAUAAAAAAAGAUACCUCUUGUGUUGCUUUUUGAUCUAGAUGCUAACAAAGAAAGUCAUUUUUGAUUUAAUAGUAAUUUUGAUUUUUUGAUAAAAUCGGAAAAAGACGAAAAAGACGAAAAAUGAAAAACAAACAUAUUAAAAAUUAAUAAAUUUACGGCAUUACGAUUUUAUUAUUUAAAAAUAUUACACUCUAUGUUUUCUACCAAAUAUAUUGCUCAAAUAUAAACAAGAGACCUUUUUUGUUGUAUUUUUAAUAUAGUUGGUAUAUGGAAGAAGUCAUUUUCCCUAUAGUUCUUUUAAUAACUGAACAAAACCGAAAAAAAAAAAACAUAUAAAGAACGGGAAUAUUUACAAAAAUAAUGCUUUUAUUAUUUUUAGUUUUAUUUUUUGUAAUAAUUCAAUUAAAAAUAUUCAUAGAGACUUAACAUUUUGACAAAAAAUUAUGUUUACUUUAUAUAUGUGUGGAAAAUUUUGAAAAUGUUUUAGCCAUUUAUGAAUUUUUAUAGACGCUAUAAUUUGGCUAGUUUAUUUAUAAAAAUUUUAUUUGUUAGGUAGGUAUUCUGUGGAUAAAAUUAUUACACUAAACAGAAAUGCUUGACAAUUUAAAAAAAGGUUUAUUAUAAGUCGUAUUUAAAAAAAAUAUGAAGAAUUUAAAUAAUAUUGGACAAUAAAAAUUGGACCUUUGUCCUUUGUAUAGUUAAUUUUAGAAGAUGAAGCCUAUUAUAACUAAAUGCAUUCUUCGAAACUAUGACUAAUGGCUGUAUCAUAUAAGUUACGUUAUUAUUAAUUAAACCUAUGAUUUUAUUCUGUUCUAGAUACUAGUUAUUCGUAUCAUCCUGCAAUUCACGAUGAUUCAUUUGUUAGACGCAAACAAAGGAGGAAUCGAACUACUUUUACUCUACAACAGGUAUAUUAUAACAUUAAGACAUUUUCUGAAAUUAAGUAAGAUGAUAUUUUAAUAAAAACAUAUAAUUUUUAUAUCGAUAAAUAGAAAUAUACAAUAUGAAAAUUAUAUUAUUUUAAAUUUUACUCUAAUAGAAAAAUAUCAUAUUUACGUGUAGGUAUAAAAUAAAUACAAAAUAACAUAUUUUAAUAAAAUUAUAAAAUUUCAUAACGUAUGAGAUACAAUUCUAAAAAAUUGGAUUCAAUCAAAGUAUAUAAUUAAUAUAAUUAUUAAAAAUAAAUAUUACAUACACGGUAUAGGCUCUACCGUGUCACAUAAACAUUUUUAAAUUUUAGUAAUUAUAAUAUAUAGGUAUAUUUUGUAUUAAAUACGAUUACAUAAUAUAAUAUCAACUCGUUAAAUUAUAUGUUUUAAAUGUUAAUACUGUUUUAUAUUGUAAUACCAAUUCACUAACUAUAUGAAAAUAAAAUGUUUUUCGAUUUGAUUUAGCUCGAAGAAUUGGAAACCGCAUUUGCUCAGACUCACUAUCCAGAUGUAUUUACUAGAGAAGAUUUAGCAGCUAAGAUUCAAUUAACUGAAGCUCGAGUUCAGGUAUAUCAAAUCAUAUAAAAUCACACAUUUCGCCCCAUAUGGACAUAAUAUCUACUCACUUUUAUUUAGCACUUAGAAAUUUAGACUGUUUGGUCAGUAUCAACGAUGGUUUAAUUUUAGAGACAACAAAAUUAAUUUCUUCUUUUUGGUUGUAUUUUAUUUCAAGAAUAUCAUUAUAUUAUUAUCGUAAAAUGUAUUAUUUUAAAAACUUUUAUUGAAGGCGAUAAAAUAAUGGGUAAAAAUAUAUUGUAUAUCAAUAUAUUGUAAAUCAUUUUGUAUAUGUGUAUAAUUAAUAAACACCAAUAAAUUUUAAUUAUUUUGUUGAUAUACCGUAGUUACGCCUUUGUGGCAUUUAAUUCGAUACGAAGGCGAACAUAAUAUCAUUCCCUUUAUUUUUACGCAAACAUUUCAAACAUCGCGGCCAUAAUAAGUAAGACGGUGCGGUUGCCGUGGCAACGUGUCGGCUUUGGCCGCCAUUGAAUACACUUAAGGGGUUAACUUAAUAAAAUCACUGAUGUAAUAAAUAAUAUGACCAACUUUUAAACCUUUAUUUUUUUUUUUAUAUAUACAAUUAUAUAAUUUGCGAAAGAGUACAUCAAUCUAUCAUGAAGGCUAAAAACUUAGCUCCUCAAUUAAAUAAUAAUAUACACUUUUUCAUUAAAAACGUAUUUGGCACGUCGUGACGACCACAAAUGAUCGAUGGAAAAUUCGAUUUCCAAGCUAUAAUCGUAUUUAAACUUUUAUACUGGGACUAAAAUAAAAACAAAAACAUAUAUAAUAUUAUUUCGCAUGACAAAAGGCUAAAUCUAAAUGCAACGAAAUGUAAGAAAAUGUGAAUAAUACGCUCAAAGUAUACCUGUUUAUUGUUUAAGAAAUAAUUAUUGUUUAUUCAAUUUUCUUUGGUAUAAUAUACGAGUCUCAACUUUCAAAUAUUCUUCAUCGUACCAAUAAUGGUUAAAAAAAACUCACCAAACUAACUUAUCGUAAUCAAUAAGAUAAAUUUAAUCAACUAUACUUACUAUAUUUACCUAAACUUCUCCGGAAAAAUAAAUCCAGAUAUUAUUUUGAAUCUUUCUUGAAGUGAAUAUUUUUUAAAAAAGUAUAAAACACUGACAAAAUUAUUCUGAAUUUAUCUACUAAUCUCUACUAACGUCUAACCAUUUAUUUUUCUAUGAUCUAUGACCAUUUUAAAAAAUAUGUAACCACUCAGAAAUGUAUUAUUAUUAUUUUAAAAUUUGUUAACGUUACUGACAAUAUGAUGUACACUAUUUAUAAUAUAGUUCAUAUAUGUUUAAAAAACCGCAGUAUUUUGUAGAAAUCACUGUAAUACUUAUUGCCUACUAAUUAUUUAAAAAUGUUCGGCCUCUAGGCUCUUACAAUGGUAAUUUUGAAAUGGCAAUAUUUAUGUUCUUCAAAGAAUUACCUAGAAAUAAUAUUCAUUGGAAUUUUAAUAUCUACGCAUAAAUCGAAUAGAUGAUAAUAUUUAGAUUGUGAAAUUAAACCGACACAGAAAAUUUUAAUUUUAAAAUCUCUGAAUAGGUACGCUAAAAUAAUAUAGUAAUUAAAAUGGUCAUGCUAUGCAAAAAUGUUGUUUUCCUCAUUAAUUAUUUAACUGGAGAAUUUUCAACUUUCGUUUGUAAAAAAAUAUAAUUAUCAAAAAACGCUUUUUUCUACUGACCCUUGAAACUCACACAACCAGUAAUUGGAGGCAUUGUUUUGACGUCUGGGAGGUCGUCGGCCGUCAAUUAGCGUUGGACACUCCAUCACGAAACCCUGUCUCUAAGCGCAGCAAAAUAAUGAUAAUUAAUAAUAAUGUUGAGUCUGCCUGCCUUCAAGCUAUUCUAAAGAGAACCUUUCUUCGUUUUUUUUAUAAUAAAAGGCUUUACAGAAGUAUGUUUUAUUAUGCAAUUAAAUUUAUACCUCUUAUGCAGUUGCUAUCAAUCUAGUAUAUUAUAGUAUAUAAAAACACGUACGUAGCUAAUUUAUCUAAAUCAAAAUAUUAAAUUAUGUUCAAUCUUUAAAAGUUUAAACAUAAAACUAUCACAACUAUAAUAUAUCAACCUAUUGUUAGUUUAUUAACUGCAACUAAUAUUUCAGGUAGUUAAAAUUUUAAAAAUAAUUUAGUAUUCUCUCGAAUAUUGAAAUCAUACGUACUACUACGAUUAUUACUAUAAUUUACUAAAAGAAAUUAAUGUUAUUAAAAAACGGUAGGUAUACCUUUUUUAAAUUUCACCAAAAUGUCAUAAAACAUGCAUAUAAAGAAAAUUAAUACAAUUCCAAUUAGUUUAUUCAGCAUGGUGUUGCCGUUGACUACUAAAUCAUAAUAUAAAUUAAUCACAUAAAUAAUAAUAUAACUGACUCUCUAUAGUAGAAACGUAUUGUUUUUAAUCGAUAUAUCUUUACCACAAUCAAAUAAAAAUUGAAUAAUCCAACUUCGGGGUGUUUUCGGGACCUCGUAUUCAAAAUUACUGAUCUCUGCGUGCUAGAGAUUUAGCUACACAUUACAAACACACUCAAACACUUCCUUUUAUACAAAACAAAUUAAUUUGUUGUAUUGUAAACAAUAAUAAAACUGUAUUAAAAAUAUAAUUAAUGUCACCAAUAAAAUACGUAGGUAUUUUAUUUUUCAAAUGUGAUUUUUUUUUUAAGUUUAUAAUCAUACAAUUAUAAUAUAAUUUAGUUGAUAUUUUAAAAAUAAAUAUGUUUAAAUAUUAAUAAUCGUAGUAAUUGAGUACUUUAAUGUAUUAAUAGUGAAUCGGAUGAAUCGAGAUUAUAUUAUUAUAAAUACAUACUUAGCGAACAACAUGUCAACAUCACAUAUUAUAAAAUCAUAAACUUAAUACGUAAUUGAAAAUAUAAAUUAGAAAAUCAAACUAUCAUUUAAAGUAUAUAAUAUAUACAAUGUACAUUGCAGUACACAUACUCGUAGUAUAUAAAAAUAUCUACGCAUUUAUCUUUAGAAUUAUUUUGUGUAUAAAUCUUAUACCUCGAUGUUAUAGCAGACAUAAAAUAUUAGGGUUCUUUUUUUUUAUAUUAUCCAACAAGGGGUAAAGAAGCCUGGGGUGAUUUUCGAUUUCAAUGUAAUCCGACAGCUAAUAGGCUACCCAAAUGUCAAUAUAGUUUUACUUGUCUCGGCCUAUUAGUGUCUUGUUCGAUGUAGCACAUACGGUAUACCUAAAGAGACCACAAAACCCUUAGAGGUUUGGUUAUGUAAUAUAUAUCUUUUUUGUGAUUUCAUUUUUUAAAUUAUUAUUAUUAUACAUGAUGUAUGAGCAUGUAACAUAAUAUUAUGGAACUAUACAAUUCGAUACGCAUGCUCAAUACACUGAAAUAUUUGUUACAUUCAAUUUAUUUAAAUUCUUUUAAAGAUAAACAUGUAACAUUUCAAAAUGUAUUAAACGUAUUAGACAACGUUUUUAAUACUAAAUUAUUCAAUUAUAGUUUAUUAUUAUACCUACUUAUAUACUUUUGUAAAUACAAAUUUUAAUUACGUUUUAGAAUUUUAAAAUCCCUAUGUUAUUUUUACAUAUUUUAUGGAAUUAAAAGAAUUUAAAUAAUAAUACACAAACCGGCAUUUUAAUCUCAAAUGUACAACGAAUUACGAUUUUGUGAUUUUAAUUUGACUCGCAUAAUAAUUAAGGAAUGCACAAUUAAAACCAGAAUCAUAAAUAUUUCUGCUAUAGGUAUAUGUGAUUUUUAAAUAGAAUAUUAACUUGAAAAAAAAAAACAUAAUAGAAACAAAGUUACAAUAUUUUCACUACUUAUCUAAAUUUACGUUUAUUUUUUUAUUUUUUUUCUCAUUUUACAAAGAGAAAUCUAAAAAAAAUUAUUACCCUUUGAGUUUGAAUAGAAUUUUUUAUGAGACUAGAAACUGAAAAGCUAUUGUUUGUUUAAAUUAAAACACAUAUACAAAUUAUGUUUUAUUUCACGGUUAAUUUUUCAAAAACCUCGCGGCGUUCGUGUAGUACCUACUUAACCACGUGGUAUAACAUGGGCAAAGUAAGAGCUGUUCUUCCAAACAAGGCACCAAGCACAGACAAAUAAAACUAUAUACAUUCAUUUCCUCACGUGUCGAGCAUGGAUAUAUGCCAUUUCCUGAAGGCAUACUUGCACACACGGUAUAUUACACGCGAAAUACUUAAAAAAAAUCCAAGGGUUCUUUGAGGUCUCUUGUGGCCUCGGCGUGGACUCUAUGUCACUUAACGAAUUGAUACCACGACCCCGUUAGUGUUAUUGAUGUUUAUUUGACAGCCGUGCAUUUUGAUUCCCAAAUGGGUUAUACGUACAGGUUAUAUUAUUGGAGGGCCGCUCAUGGUAUUCGCAACAAUAUAACCGAUAGAGUUUUAAAGAGUGAAAUAAGCUUCAAGCGAACGAGGCAACAAAUAACCAAGUGAUGGCUCCUUGACGUUGUGCGUGUGUGUUUUAUGGACGUUUAUUAUUAAACGAUGUUUUUCAGAUCGACUGACAGAACACAAAAUAUUUAUAUACAUAUAUGAUAUCAAAAUAUUAUAGAAGAAAAAUUGUUUUAACCAAAAAUAUAUAUAUUAUUGUAAAUUCAUACAAGCUGAAUAUUAUAUUUAUUAUAGCUGUCUUUGAGUUUUUGUAUUCACGUUGCAAUGAAAUCAUAUUGGAAUAAAAUAUUAAUUAUUAUUAAUGCGUAGACCAUUUGUUUGAUGUUAUAUUAUAUUUACUAUUAUUGGAAUAUAGUUAUUAUAUCAUUAGUCUAAAGUGAUAUCUAUACGUUUAUUUGCAUUCGUAACUAAAAUGACUGCAGGUAUCUAAUAAUUUUUAUUUUUGCUUUUAGGUUUGGUUCCAAAACCGUAGGGCAAAAUGGAGAAAAGCCGAACGGCUGAAAGAAGAACAGAGAAAACGAGAAGAACACGACAGGACUGGAUCACUACAAGAACAGUUAGAUCAUAUGGCCAAAGAUAUGCAACACUCGCCGACGACAAAAGUACGUUCAAUUAUUUAAACGUGCAAUUCCAAAUUACAAUUCUUUCAACUUAUUUCGACCGAAUAUUUAUCUUUGAAUUCAGACAUAUUAAUGAUUUACAAGGUAUAAAAUUAAUCAUUAAAAACCUUAUGUAUUAGGCUCUGAAAAGUCUUCUGGAAUUAAAAACAAAGUUUAAAGCAUUCCGUAGUAGUCAUAAAACAAAAACAAAAUAAAAGACAUUGUGUUUAGGGUAUUCGGGAAACCUUUAGUAAGAUAUAUAGUAAUAUAUAUAUAGUUUUUGAGAAAUAUGGGCAAUACUAUAUUAUAUGAGUAACAGUAGAUGCAAUAACAAUAAGAGGUUUCAGCCACAAAUCUUGCAGAGCCAUGUUUUCGCCGCGAGUGUAGAUUUAUUUAUUUAUAGAAAACCCUUUCAGUAAACAAACAUAGAGGGAGAUGAGGUUUUUGAUUUAUCCGUUAAGUUUAAUUUACCUCAGGUGCUUUACGGAGAGCAUAUCCAAAUUUAUGAUGUUAUGAUGUCGUCUUAACCCUUUUUAAUGUAUAACCGAACACUAUACAGCGUUACGCGUUUGCCGUUUUCCUUCAUGUAUUUAUCACCCGAGUCACUUGUCACGGCACCCGCUGAUUUAUUGUCGCCAGUUAAUAAUCUCUUAACGCUUUUUCGUUAAUGUCAACCAAAUAGUUUCCAGUUGUCGCUUACAUCGCACAAUAAAAAACAACUGAACAUAAAAAAAAAUAAUAAUAAUAAUAAUAAUAAUAAUGAAAAAACAUAAGAAAAUUGAAAAAAAAAAAAUAAAAAGAGGGCGAACUACAGAAAAAACUACUUUACAGUUAACCAAGAUGGUUGACGGCGCCAUAUUUAUUUCAUUUCUUCUUUUUACGACGCUCGUUUUCACAACGGACGUAAUGUAUUAUUUAUUAACCGGACCCGCGGGUCAUAAAUCAUGAAACCGAAUAAAAACGACAGUAUUAUACCACGAUUUCCUCCGGAUGAUAAUUUUUCAAACCGUAAAUAACUUUGUCGUUAUGUUAAAAAAAAAAAAGAAAAAAAAACCAAAAAAUAAUAAUAAUAAUAAAUCUAUUGUACACAAUACCAUGAUAAUUCUUUUUGGCGAACGGCUUAUGAAAAUUCAUUCAAUAAUAAUAUUUGCAUUGUAAUAAUAAUAAUAAUAUAUAUUCGUUUCUUUGUAUACGUUAAUGUUUAUAGGCCAGUGUCUUAGAAGGUGAACAGAGAGAUGACGGACACAGUGGCAGCGAGCCCGACGAAGACGCUCGUACCAGUACCGUUCAUAUAUCGGACCGGAGCGAAUCGCCUGCCAGCUGCGGUGUGAACGGUGGCGCAGACGAUAGGCCAACAUCGCCAUCACCGCCGGGGUUAGUGUUUUCAUCUGUUAAUAUAAAAAAAAACGAAACCGCACAGAGUAUAAUAUUAUAAUUGUUAUACUGACCGGCUACACAAACGUCAUGUCCGGUUAAACGGAGUAAAUUAAAACGAAUUAUUUCACCGACUUUAUAUUAUAUAGGCGAUGACUGUCACGUCGUUAUUUCCAAAACGAUUAUUGUUUCGAAAUACCGUUCGAUUUUUUAACGCGCCGCGGUCUCUGUUGUAUAAUUCUUGUUUUAAACAUCGUUAAAAAUGAGGUUCAUUAAUAUUGUUUCACAAAGACCGUAUGGAAUAUCCACGCGUUUUAACAAGUACCUAUGUACGUAUAGUACGUAUAUACGUAUAGUUUUAUACGGGGGCUUUUAAUUUGAUAUUCUUUAUUAACGUACAAAUGCAUUUUUAAUGCGUCCCGCAUUUUAAAUUAAUUAAACUGUUUUCAUCGCAGGAUCUAGUCGAUUUAAAUUAUGGUAGAUUAAAGGACUACAGACUAUUUUUUAUAAUACCAGACUAUUUAUAGACAAUGAAAAUACUAUACGUGACUAAUUAAAUUUCAAAAUGAUAAAUAUUUUUAAAAUUAUUAUUGUUUCACGUACAUUUUGGUUUAUGUUAAGUAGCGGAAACUACUUUAUGCACUUUAUUCCGCGCCUGUCCGUGUCCGCUUCAUCUCUCAUAUGGUUACGAAUUUGUGAAUGCCAUUUUUCACAAAACGAUUAUUUAGAUUCUCAAGAUGAUCGUCCACCUCACCCCCACAUUGACUUUUAGUCCAAUCGGUGAAAAUUAGAGAUUUUUACUCGUCGGAAGCUUACGCUACUAUACGAUACUCCGGUGUGCAUAGGUUUAUUUUAUCAAUAUUGUUUUUAUUUUAAUACAUGUGUAAUGCUAUUCAUUACCUACCGAAUAAUCUUACAGAAUCAAUAAAUAUUUAGCGAUUAAUUAAUAAUUAUUAUAAACCUGUUUAUUGUAUACACUAUAAUAUGGUGUAAAUGAUUUGACAAAUAAAAAUUAUCCCCUUUUUGGCCCGUGUACAAUGUACACAUAAAAUAAUGUGCCAUUAAACCGAAUGACUAGUGUCCUUGGCUAAUUUCAUUCGGUUCGAAAUGGUGUGUAGAGCUUGUUAUUAUGCCACGCGUUCAAUUGUUGUUAAUAAAUCGUAAUGCAGUUUAAGUGAAGAUAAAUUCAAAUUAUACUUGGUAAUUGAGCCAAUUAAACAAUCAAUUCGGAUGGCCGACGACAUAAAUAUACAUAUAGACACGCGUUUUUUUUUCUUCCUUAAGUGACAACGAAGAUAAUAAUAUAACAGUAAUGAUUGUUUUUUUAUUUAGUAAUACCAAUUAAAGAACGUCAUGGAUAUUUUAUUUUUAUACGCGUUUGAUAAUGCAGUCUAAAAUUGUAAUAUAUAUAUUUUUUUUUUUACAAUUUCGUAUCUACCUAAUUGUUUUUUAUUUGAUUUUGUAAAUGUUUUCGGUUUACAGGAAUGGAAACGCUGUACCGGAUUCACCGACACCCAGUAUUAGUCCUUCGCAAAUUCGACCGCCCAUCAGUGUUGCGACGUCGACGUUCAAUCAUUCGAUAUUUACACCGUUCUCGUCAGAAGGGUGAGUGUUAUUGUUCGUUUACCGCAAUUCGUCAAACGAUUUUUAAAGAUUAACUAUAAUCCUCCCGAAAAAAUCACGCCCAUUCGCGUAGUACCUGCGGACCGCUAAUAAUGAAAAACGAGCUGUAUUUAUUUAUAUUACACCCGUAUAUACGUAUAACAUAUAAAACCGCCAAACAGAUGGCAUGCGGUGUGUAAUAAUAUGUGUUCGUGGUGGCUUAUGGCUACCCUUUUUUUUACUUUAAAAAUUGUUGUGUUAGCAGAUUGUCGAAAAUUAAACAAAAGACUCGAUGCUGCAGGGGUGUUCACCGCUGAAGGGUCGUGUAUACCCGACGGUGCGAUUGUCACGGCCAACUUUUUUUUCUUCUUUUUUUUUUGCCCUAUCGCUAAUUUAUUAUGUAAAAUCGCAUUACAUUCAUCGAGUUGGUUUUUAAGGACAUAUUGAUUACGCUGAUAAAUUAACACAGUAAAAAAAAAAAAAAAAAUGAACUGUUUAAAAAUAUCGCUGUAUCAAACUUAAUAUAAUUCGAUUCGAAUACUGUCUACGCUGCACAGUUAAUUUUAAAAUAUACCCAUGCAAAUUUAACAUUUUAUUAUUUUAUAAUUUGCCUUGCAUAUAUCGAUGCUUCAAACAACACAUUAAUAUAUACAAAUAUAAAUACGUUACAUAGGGAUAAUUUAAUACUUUCUAUAAGGGAUAAUGAGUGGAUAAUAAUUUAAAUAAAGUUCUGAAACUUCCUUUCAACUUCAUCAUAUACACAGUAUAUGCUGAUAGAAUUAAGCUAAUUGUAAGUAACGCAGUAUGCAUGCAUUUCUUAAUUUCCCAAGAGGGAACAUUCACUGUAGAUCAAGAUAUAAAUUAUGAUUACUAUGUUUUUACACAAAACCUUGACGAUUUUAUUUGUAUAGCUAGAUAGCAAUAACUAAGUGAUACAAUCAAUUUAUGCAGGUGAUGUAUAAAACAUUAAUAACUUUUUUCUAUAUUAGUUCAUCAAUAUAAAAAAGUUCGUUCAGACUUUCAUUCAUUCUUCUCUUUUUUUAAAGUUCUUAUAGAAUUGUAUCUAUUUUUUUACUAACUAAAUUAUCUAAAAAACGGCGUUUUAUUUAUAAGUACAACAAAUUUGCAUAAUAUAUUUCGUCUGUCCGAAUUCUUCAUGAUAUAUGAAGAAUUCGGAUUUGUUUAUUUCUUAUUUAACCCUACUAAUCUCCCACUUGUUUUUAUUAUAUAUCCUGUCCAAUUUCUUGUUUUACGUUGGUAUUAUAGAAAUUUAUUUCUGUAUAAUUGAGCACAGUCUUUAAUUUUUUUCUAUAACUAAAGGUUAAUAUGAAUUCAUAUAUUAGUACGAAUUAAAAUCUUAACAUUUUUAAUGCACCUUUUUGCAAUUUUGUUGAUUUUCUUCUUUUAUAAUGCAAUGUUUAACACUUUUAAAUGUUAUUCACAUGAUUUAAUUAUUUAUCCACGUUAAAAUAAAAUAACAAUAGGGACUGUGUCAGAUAUUAUGUUAGAAUAAUAAUGUAAUAAAAAUAAUAUUAUGUAGUGUAUGCGUAUUUAUUGUUAUUUCGGGCUUUGUCGAUUGUAAUGGCAGUGGUGAAAAUACCAUUCAAUAAGACGACGCACGAGUUAUUAUUUUCUCGAAAUGUUAAUAAGAAAACAAGCCAAUUAAACUUGUACUAUUAUUAUGAUUUUUUUUUUUUAAUUAUUGCAAUUCUGGAUAUUUUUUCCAGCAGUAAUGCAAUCAAUUUUAAUUUUUUUUAAUGCAAUAACUUCCGAGCCCUGGUUAUAAUAGUUAUAUUAUACCUAAUAAUAACAUAGUCGUUUGCAUAAUUUACGUACCUAUACCGCCUAUAUAAUAAUCAUUGUAUUAGUGAUCCGUCUUCGUCACCACUAUAUAUAAUGCAAUCUAAUAUUAUUAUCGAUCCGUUUAUAAAUUGGAUUCGACGUGGCGGUGGUGGCUUUAUGUGAACGACAAAAUUAUAUAAUUAUUCGUCUAAGAUCGAGAAAUUAAAAAGUUAAACAAUUUUCAUUUGUUUUGCCGCGCGUUCUCAUGUCAAUCGCAGUGAUUAUAUUAUUAUACAGCUAUUAUAAUAUUAUUAUAAUACGCUUAUGCCGAAACGACCACCCUCAUCGUGUGUCACGCGUGUUGUCGUACAGCGAUGCGUGUAUUAUAAUAUUAUUGUUUCUCGCGCCCCUACACUACACUACACUACACUGCACUAUACACUAUAAAUACGCUAUUAUACACGGGCCACCGACGGGAACAAAACGAUAUAACUGCUUAAUCCCGGCCAUGAGAGAGACGAUCGGUGUUAUUAACGUGGAAAAGUUUUUCUAUCGGUGACAGGCGCGCACGUGCGCGCCGCACUACACUGGUACACGGUGCACACUGCACACGUGCCGCACGGCCACCUACACCGACAACGCGACGGUCUCAGGUUACACCGAUAAUAAUGAUAAUUAGGUUUAGGCCGCGCCUCGCGGACCGAUAUUAUAAUAGUAGACGGGAUAGAAUUGUUUGGGGUGUACGGCCCCCACACGCGGGCACGUAAUAGCUAAUAUUUAGUUUCGGCGACAAUCGUUUUAUACAUACGUAUGUAUAGUAAUAAUAAUAAUAAUAAUAAUUGAAUACGAUCAACGGACGACGUAUGCGCGAUAAUUCGAUUUGGUUCGUGUUUUACGCGUGUAUACGAUGGCGCGAUUUCGAUAUUGAAAAAACGGGGGCGCACGGAGUAUCCCGAAAUUAUGUUUUUUAAAGAAGAGUGUCCCGUGAAUUCGAUAAUUUUAUAAUAAUUAUUAUUGUUGUUAUUUGAGUUUAUUCGGUCUGCGUACAGCCUGAUGUGCGACCAUAAUAUAUUAUUCCGUCAAUUAUUCUGGUCCGCCGACAAAACCGUUCUAUUCGGUCCGAAUCCUAUGAUUUUAUUUAAAACGUAAUUUUUAGAUUAAGAGCGCAACGGGAAAUUUAACAGCGGGUACCGUUUAAUGGGUUCCUCAUUAGAUUUUCAGAUUAGCUAUCCGAUUGCCUCUCGAGCAUCCGACGGACAACCAACAAACAUAGCUGGGGCGCUACGCUAUGAAAAUGGCGAUGAAUUUAUAAAGUUAUAAAGUAUCAAUAAUGAAUCAAUAGUUAUUAAUAUUCUACUUAACACAAAACGCACAAACAAACGCACACUUUGGCAUAGUCAUGGAUGUUGUUAUUCGACAAGCCUUAUGUUUUAUCAACAACGCUAUAGACACUUCUUAAUUUUGUUUUUUCCGUUGUUAUUGUGAAUAUAAUGUUUUUAAUAAUUACAACCCUAUUAUAAAGCAUCCAUUUCAGUUCGAAACAAUAAAUCAUUUAGUUUUUAGAUAUUCAAAUUGUAUUCGGAGUGAUAUCAGUUGUCUGAUAUAAUGCUGAUGAUGUCAAAUUUAACAAAAAUACUAAAAACAGUGCUCCUUGAUUAUCAAUCCGGUAACACCAUCAGAUUGAAAACCAGACGAGUAAAAUUAUUUAACACUACGGUAUGAUGUAUUUGUUUUUCUGUCGGAUCUUUCAAAUUGUUCCAAAUUCCAUGUGUUUUUAUGUAGAUAUAAUUGUUUUGGCUUAGCCAUUGUUUAAAAAUUUAACAGGGGUUUCAUAAUAAAUUAAACUUGGUGUCAAAAAAAAAAGAGCCGGUACUGAGAAUGGGUGUGCCAUUAUAGUAGUUAAGAAAACAAAAAGGUAGAAUAUAUAUAGUUAUUUAAUUUAUAUCUGUACGCAACGAUAAAUCAUUACUAACGAAAAGCGUAGUUUUUUCAUUUUUAUUUUCGGCGAAGUUCGACAAGAUAUAUCAUUAAAAUACCAUCAUUUUUACGAAUUUCAUCAAAAUUUUAUCUAAAAACAAUUUUAAAAAAGACUGAUAUACUUCGCACGAUGGGUGGGGGUCACUAUUGUAGGUUAUAAGUUGGGAAAGUAGAAAAUAGAAGGUAAAUCAAUAUACAUCUAUACGCAAUAAGUAAUCAUUGUUAACAUAAAACGAUUUUGAACGGAAUACGGUUAUACAUGUUUUGAAAGGACAUCACGAUAUUCGUCAAAAUUUAAUUUUAACUCUUGUAAAAAAUAAAAAUACUACAUUAUACACUCAUUUUUUUUUUGAUCACAAAGUACUACUUAUAAUGAACAGUCUGAUAAUUUGUCAAGCAUUUCUUUUUGGUCUAAUAAUUUUGUGCACAGAGUAUCUACUGAAUAAAAAUGACUUAAAAAUAAUAAAAUUAAAAUGUCUAUAAAUUGCUCAAAAAUCGCUAAAAUAUUUUAGAACUUAUACCACGCUUAGAAAAUAUAUUUUUUCUAACCAAAUUUCAAGUCUCUACGAAUAUUUUUAACUGAAUCGCAACAAAAAAUAUAAUUGAAAAUAAUAUAUUUCGUUAAUUUUCCAGUUGUUCUCACGUUUUUUCUCAGUUUUCCCAUUUACUAUGAAAACCCUAGAAAAAAUGUCUAAUAGAAAAAUUAUUGGCAGAUAAAGAAAAAAAAACAUCCUUGUAAAACCAAUAUACAUUCCUCGCUCGGUUCAGAUUCUAAAAAACUAGAAAAUAUUAAAUGCCUAUAAAUAACUCAAAAAUCACUAGAAUUUUCAAAAUUUGUUUCGUAUUUAGAAAAGGCUAAUAUAAAUGUUGUUUGCAAAUUUCAAGUCUCUAUGAUUAUGUAUAAAAUACGGAUUUGAAAAAAUGUUUCUUAAAAGCAAAAAAGGCAAAAUAAAAUGUCAUGAAUUUUAUUCUAAGUAGUGUGAAACGAAUUUGUAGCUGACAUAGCUUUGUUUUUGAGCAAUAGAAAAAAAAAAAAGCUAAUGCCUUCAAAAUCCGUACUCUAAAUAUGUACAACCAACUUAUACGACAAAAAAAAAAAAAAAUCAAAAAUCGACCCUUUAAUAAUAUCAGCUCUUUUUUGAUAUUUAUAUUGUAUACAAUAUAUUCGUGUUUUUUGUUUUUUCCUUAUUGGGUUCUGUUCCAGCACUAACCCGUAUGUAUAAUUUUUGGUUGUUUGUAUAAUUUUUGAUUUUAUUGGUUUAUAAUUUUUUUGGGUUUUGGAUUCUUAUCGUGAUGCAUACGUCCGGCAAGUCGCACAUCAAUGUUCAUUUGUCGAUCAUCUUUGAAACGUUCGUCUCUCCAAACAUUAAUAUUAGCACUCACUAUUUUUUCUGCGUCUCCGGCUACAUUAAUAUCCUUUGCAGGUUCAAAGGUAUUCUGCGAUAUUUUAUAAUAUUAUUAUAUUAUUAUAUAGCACACCACGUGUUUCACGGUUAUAACGAAUUGUCGUUUUAUAGGUAAUAAUCAAAUAUUAUUAUUAAUUAUACUAUGUUUGUAUAAAAUACCAUGAUGCAUAUGGUUAAAACGAAUUCUUCUAAAAUAUAUAAUAUUUUACCAUUGAUCUACGUGUAAAUAAUACAUAUUAUUAUAUAAUCAAUUAUUAUACUGACAUUAAAAUGGAAUAUUUCGAUUUUAUGAUUGAAAAAUAAUUUUACCUACCAAUACAUAUACAUUAAUUCUCUUUGAAAAUGUAUAUUUCAACGCUAUUAAAAAAAAAAAAAAAAAAACGAAUUUCAAAGUAAUAAAUAAUAAUGCCUGUAUUACACAAAUACAAAUUAUCAAUGCAAUUCUAUUUCCGAUAUUACAUUUCCUGCGUACUUGCAUAUCAAAACGUAGAUGGUAUUUAAAUUGAAAAAUGAUCCAUGAAUAUGUCUGUACAUAAUUAUAUAACGUCAAAAUACAUAAUACUUAUCACGAUCAAUUUAUUUUACGAAUAUUGAUUCGCAAAUAUAAUAUAAUGUUGUGCAAAUAGAUACCUAGUCCAAAGUUAAACGAAUAAUAUUUAUUAUUAUUAUUAUUAAUAUAAACAUUAAAUCCAGUAAAUAGUUUACCAGAUCAUUUACAAUUAUAAAUGUUGGUUCAAUAAUUGUGUUUGAUUUAAUUCUAUAUGUUAAAAAAAAAUAGUUUGUACACAUUUAAACAAUCAUUGUCUAUUGCAUAUUAGACCAUUAGUUUUUAUCAAGUCAUGUUUAUCAAAGUUUAAAAUGAAAUGUUUACACAAUUAUAGCUCUCAAAAAGUUUGAACAAAUCUAAACUUUCAUUUUGUGUAAAAUACCAAAUGAUUAGUGUAAAGCAAAAAUGUAUAUAAUGGGAAUUUUGGAAUUUGCCAAUAUCGAUGGGUAAGUAGUUGAGCAGUAUCGAUUAUUAUGCAAAGGUUUACAUUUUACGAUAGAGAUGGUAAUAUAAUUUGGAGCAAAGGUAUCUAAAAACAAAUUUUGAAGAAGGUGGUCCAAAAUUUUUUGUCAACCAAAAUUUUUGACGGCCUUUUUUACACAAAAUAAAUAAAAUAAACUUCUUAUGUAAAAUUAAAACUCCAAUACCUAUAUCGAAUUUCGCUUAAAAAUAGUACAUAUAAUACAUGUUAUUAAUUAUUUUAUAAUUUCGUAUAUAAUGUAUAAUGGUUAUUGCAUAUAUAUUUUAAAUUGCAAAUUAUAUAGUAAGUUAUAACAAACUACACACCCCAUCCCUUUAAAAUAUUAUAUUUCAUUUAUAAUAAUACAAAUACAUAAAUUCUCAAAAAACCGUACAAUGUAAUACCCAAACUUUAAUAUGGAAUCUGUUGUCGAAUCACGAAUGUAAAUUUCACGAUGAAAACAAUUUCGGUAAUUUACUCAGAUCUAAUUCGCCUCACGUUUUCUCUUUGUUUCGGUUAAUUUACAUUUUACCGAAGUUAAAUUACGAACUUUAAAAUGUGGAAUAUCAUUUGAGUUCCAAACGUAUACCUACCAGUCUAUGGAAUUACGUCGAAACUUUGCUUUCAACGUUUCGUCGUUAAUUUAUUUAUUAAAUACACCCGAAAUUAAGCGAAAACAAUGCGAAACAUUUAUUUUAUAUAGAUACUUGUUCGCAAUAGAGAUGUUUUCAAGUUUAUGGAAAUAUAAUUAUAUACAAUUAUAAAAUUGUAAUAAUAUAAACUUUCAAUAUAAAACAUCACUAGGCCUUUAUUCGUCGCCUUGUUAUGCGGGCACUUAAACAAUUCUAAAAUAAUGUAUUUCACAAUAAGAAUUAAAAUUAUAAUAGGUAUAUUACACUAUAUUGAAUAUAGCUUUCCGUUGCGGUGCAAACUAUAAAAUGUUAUGAAUUAAUAAAUCUACGUAUUUUAUACGAUAAUCAUUGAAUAAUCAUUAUAUAUCAUCAAAUAAUUAUUGAAGGAGCCAAUAAAUAAAUGUGUUAAACGCAGUGGCGUACCUAGGCCUCUCUUACAGGGGGUGGGGGGGAAUAUAUUUUCACCCAUUCUUAAAAUAUAAAAUUUCUUAAAAAUAUAUGUCACAGCCAACCUAAUCUAACCUAACGGGAAUUUUAUAUAUGUAAAAUAUUAAAUAGAACAUUUUAGUAGGUAUUAAAAAAAAAUUGCUAUUUAAUAUAAUAUGCAUGUUAUAAAACAAUUUUAUAAUAAAUUGUAUAGCAACACAAAGUCUAACCUCCGGAAAAUAACGUUCAAUAAUUUCAUCCACUGGUAUACUUAUUUUUUGGUAUAUGUGCAAACAGUGCAAGCCUACAUAAGCGAUCUUGGCCCAUUUUUGAGCGUAGCCAUGUUUUUAGUCUACAGCAGAAGCAUGAAUACAGGCAAAUAAUAAAUAUAAUUAAUGAAAAAGCAGUAGGUAGGUACUGUCUAGAUUUAAAAGCUAAUGCCAAUUAUAUAGAUAUAUAAUAAUUAUUAUAUUAGAUUAUAUAUUAUUAUAUGUUUUUAUUAUAUAUGGUCAAAUAACGUAGAGCCACUAUAACAAAAUUAUAAAAUGAUGUAUUUUGACACGGUUUGAUCAUAAAUAACAAAAUUAUUUUAAAAUCUUGGUUUGAUCAUAUUAUUAACGACUUCAUGAAAAAUAAGUUCAAAAUAAUUGAAAAAACACUAGGAAAAAAAAAAACAUAACAAUGCACACAUUUAGUCACAUAUCAUUAUUCGACCCACGGAGGGAGCGAAUGUCCCCUUCGCUACUCCCCCUCAAAAGUAUGCCACUGGUUAAACGACAAUUUUUUCGAAAGUUAUAUUAAUACGAAUGAAUUUACUUGUUUUGGCGUAUUAAACCAAAUCUAAAUCUAAGAAAAAAAAAAUUUACUUAUAGAGACAAUCAAUUCAUAAAAGUGUUAUCCUAUCCUACUAAUAUUAUAAAUGUAAAAGUUUGUGUAUGUGUGUGUAUGUAUGCUUGUUACUACUCAGCCCCGUAACAGCAUGAGUAGAUUUUCAACGGAUUUGGUAUACUGCAGUUACUUUAGUGCAUUGAAUAGCAAAUAGAGUACUUUUUAUCCCGGAAAAAUUUAAAGUUCCUAUGGGAUAGUAACUUAACCCAACUAACACAAAAAAAAAGUGCAUUAUACAAUUUGUAUUCAUUUAGUGGUCAGAUUUUCCAUUUUCCCAAAGAAAGUGGAUAAAUAGCAUACACAUUGUAUUCCUAUAAUGCCGAGAAAAAAAUUUAAGAAAUGUUAUAAUGGUUUCAUUUUUAAGCAGUAACAUUUUAUUUUUUUCAAAACAACAACACCGCGAUAUCACAUGCCUCACCACUGCACUACACUAUAUGUACGCCUCUUGGGGUCUAAUCUCCCCUUACCAUUUAAAAUAUAGCGUGAAACAUGUUUCCGGGUUAAACAAAAGCUCAAACAAAAAAAAGUUUCAAUCUCAUUUUAUAAUUUUUCGUUUUAAAUGACCCUCUUGAACAAUUUUAAAAAUGUUAAUUAAAACCUUUAUCAAUUGACCCCUUCAAUUAGUAUUAAACGAGUUUCUCACUCAAAUCAUUAUUUUCACUGAUGAACCGUCAGACAAAAAAUUACACUUUUAUCUACAAAAACUGAUCGGAGUAAAACCAAAUGUCAAAAAAUACGUUUAGAAUAAUUUUGUUUGGCGCCAAUGUCCGAUUACAAACGAAAGAAAUAACGGUACACGCUCGCAAUUUGUAAAUUUUUAUGAAAAAUGAUAAUAUGAAAAUGUCAAGAACAAAUUUUACCUAUACACCUUAUAAUAUAAUACAUUUCUGCUUACCAGUUAGGCUGAGGAUGUACAAUAUUAUUAUUUUCGUAACAAACGUUGAUUUAAAACAUAUCUCGUAAACCAUACAAAACAUAAAUCAGUAGGGACAAUUUUCCUCCGAAACACGAGAUAGGUACAAAAAAAAAAGGCACUUAAUAAUUUUCAAUGUUUCUAUGAAACGUCUGUUUCCCUUCAAGUAUUAAAAUCGAUUGAAAUCUGUUGAAACAAUAAACCGAAAUAGGUGUAUACGAGAGACGAUAGGAAACCCGAAACAUUUUAUCUAUUAAACUAUAAUUACGCCAGAUUGUGCAGAUUUUCCCAACAAAAUUAAAUAACAUUUUGUUUAAUAUUAAAAACAAACUUAAAAAACACCCGGUUAUUAGGAUUCCGAUUUAAUUACGCGAUGUCGGGAUACAUCACGAUUUUACGAGAGCCCCUAGACCUUUUUUUAUAUAUAUAUAUAUAUAUAUGUAUAAUGUAUAUAGUUUUCCGUAUAAUUUAGUUCAAAUUAAAAUCCUAUUUAAUACGCGUCUCGCGGUCUUCAUGUUUUGUUUCAUUUUGUUAAUUAUGUUACUUCGUGUUUGAAAAUAAUAAUGGUACUUAAUUAAAAAAUUAUCGUCUGAUAACAUUUUUUUCGAUUGAUAUUUAUUUGUGCUAUUGUUGUUUGCAACGCGUAUUUUAAACAAGUUUCAAAUUGAUAUAAUAAUAAUAUACUGAAUAUAACAAAAGACCAUUGAGAUUAUAGAAUAUAGAUGAUUCGUUUUGAACUAACAAAAAAUGUCUUGUCAAAAACGAACCCAUUCAGUAUUCAUGUAAAACUUGAAUAAAAAAAAAAAAAAAAAAAAACCGCUAAAAUACUAAAACACUGAACAAAUUAAAUUAACUGCUAAGCAACUUAAUCGAAUCAAUAAAUUCCGAAUUUUCGGUCGGUAUACCUACGAGAAAACUUCUAUUUUUCCAUAUUAUAUUAUGAUAUUAUACUACACAUACAUAAUAUGCCAUAUAAAUAGAACUAUAAUGACAAUAACAAUGUUCAUAGAGCUUAUAAUCAAAAUAUUUUUGAAAAUUGACCAUAUUAACAAUAUGACCGGGUAUAGAUUGCGGGUUGCGCAUAUUAUAUUAUCAGUAGGUAGGUAACUAUAAUAUAAUAUAAUAUGCAAAAUGUUCACUAACAUUUUUAAAUCGAAUAGUAUAGCUAUAGUAUAUACCUAUAUAGGUGGAAAUACUUAUAUAAAAUAUUACAUUUUUUAUUUAAUCGUUGUACGUUUUAUUUAUUAAUUGACGAAUCGGGUUCAUCGUACGUUGCACGGGAAACACGUACCUAUUCGAUACAUUAUAUUUUAUUGGUAACAAUAAUGUACCUGUAAAUAGUGCACAAUUAUUGCAUUUUUAUGCGAUUCGAAAUAUUCGAUAACAAUUCAAAUGCAUAUUGUUUAUGGGACCGACCGUUAAAAAAAGUAUAUAUAUAUAUAUAUAUAUAUAUAUAAUAUAAUAACUAUAUAAUAUUACAACUAGCUGACCUAGCUGGCAAUGCUUUUCUAUUGCUAGAUAAUAGUGUAAAUAGUAAUAGUAGUAGUUUUCUACUUCAUCUUUAUUACCAAGGUAACCUACGAAUAAACAAAAAAUAAAUACAUAAAUUUACAUAAAAAAUUAAAUAUUCGUAUUAAAAAUACCUAAAAACCCCUAUAUACUUCACGGGAUUGAGAAUGAAACGUUUAAGACUGUCCGUCAUGUCCUUUAAGUUGGAUCAAAUCACACACAUUGAACAUCUUAUCGAAAUCGGUUGAGUAGUUUCAAAGUGCAUCGUACCUAAAUUCGUCGUACGCGUGAUUUAUAUAUAUUUAAGAUGUACAUUUUCACCUAUACUUUUACUAUUCGGUGUAAACGUUUCAGUGGACAUUUUUCAUAAAAUACCUAUAAUACUGACAGAUAUAAUACGAUAUGCGGAACUCUGCACAUUUUUAUAAUAUCAUAAUAUAUACCGAUCAUCGUGUUGUGAACACGGUCAGUUUUCAAAAAUGUUUUGACAAUAACAAUAAACUCUAUAAACAUUGUUGUGAUUUAAUGUAUAUAUUGUAGUAUACGCGGUAUAUUUUCCAAACUCCGACAUUAAUACGGAGAGAAAAAAAAAUGAAAUAUUCUCUAUGAAUAAAACGAAAAAUGUGACUGUUAACGAGUUUAUAAAGAAAGACGGAAAUAUAACGAUGAGAUAAUAAUGUUAAAAUGUUCACAUCGAAGAAAAGUUUGCAUAAAAUAAAAAAAAAAAAUAAAAAAAAAUGAAAAGAGAAAGAAAACGGUAUAUAGGAUCAAGAAGAAAAAGUUUUUAUUCGAAAAAUUCCAUCAAGUUCUUUUGACUUAUUAUUGCUGUAUAAUAUAUUGAGUAGGGAGUAGUAUAAGUGGGUGGCCGGAGGUAUAUAUGGUAAGUGUGACGGAGAGGGUGGCAGAGGGAGAGAAUUCGCCGGAAAUUUUUUAUUCAGUAGGUACCUGCGUCGUUCGAUAUUGGAGCAAAUUGAAUUUUAUUACCCGACAGUCGGGGCGGCAGCGGCGGCGGCGGCGGCGGCGGUGGGAGCGGCGGGAACGAGCGGGAAAAGCAGUUUUUCCUUUUAUUUCAUAACUCCCAAGUUAUGUAUCCGCGAGUGCGGCGAUGGCGGUGGCGGUGGCGCCGCGGUAUGGUGAGCGGACGGCGGCGGCGGCGGUGGCGUUCCUUUUGAUGGCUUAAAAAUAUGAUAAUUCGUUCGCCGCGCUCAAAGAAACGAUGUCAAAGGCCCUUCGUCCCGCCCGGCCGCCGCCGGCCCCUGGCGGGCGCCUUUAUUAAAUAACGUUAUACAGUAUCGGCUUGCUGCUAUACGCGGUACCAUCCCGUCCGUCCGCCCCCGCCCCUUUUUCCACAGACUCUACGCCUCCUACUAUUACCCCUCCGCGGCCCGUCACGCGGUAGUCCUGUUCGCCACCAUCCGUCGCGUGUAGCCGCCGCACAGCAUCCCUCGUGCUGCAAUCUAAUUCUAUCUAAUUAACAUUGGAUAUCUCCUCUCGUUAACGCGCCCGCUCGCUGAUGAUGCCAAUUUGCGAAUUAUCCAAAUUAUGUUUGCCCGCGGUCCUUUCGUUUAACGCCCGCGUUAAAAAAAAUACGAUUAAACACAAUAAUGAAAAAAACAAAAAAACGUUCCGACACUACCGAAUUAUUAACGCCUUAAAAUAUUUAUUCGAUUUUUUUUAACGCCGUCGUCGAUCUGUAACUGAUUGGUGUUUUCAUACCUAUAUAUACCGCGUUGUCGCAGCAAACGCAAUCGAAAUAAACAAUAGGAUAACGACGCGAACGCGAAGAGAAUUGUGAUUAGGUUACCUAUACCUAUACACCAGUACCCACUCGAUUCGAGUUGGACAAAAUAAAUAAAAAAAAAAACAAACUAAUACUUUUUAUCCGUCCGCGAGCACUGCACGUAUAAAAUCGAAAUUAAUCGCAUUCCUUAUAAGUCUGAAUUACAGUAUAAUAAUAAUAAUAAUAAUAUAAUAUACGUGUCAUUAAUAUUUCAAUGACUGACAGACGUUUGUUCGGAUACGCUAAUUAUUGUAUAAACGUAUUUUGAUCCUUCAAAUCCGAUUUUUUUUUUUUUUUUUUAUAAUAUCCGUCAACAGUACGACAAUAAUAAACGUAAGUAUAUAUAAUUUCAGAAUAAUUGACGUACGUACUUUAUCCCACGUCUCCUUGACGUAUUUCAAAUGUCCGCACUGUAGCGGCCUUUCGAUGGCCACCACAGUUUUUGUAAUUUUUUCGUUUGCUUUAAUUUUUAAACAAAAAUAAGAUUGAAACGAAUUGAUUAUUAAAUAAAGUUUUAUAUUCUAUUAGAUUCUAUAAGUACAGAAAAACAAUAAUGAUAUUACUAUAUGUAUAUCAUUUAAUAUAAUGUUCAGUGUGCUAAUAUAAAAUUAUAAAAAUAGUCAGUACUAAGAUUCACAGUCUUCUUAUAUAAUUAUAACAAAAUACUUUUAACAGUAUUAUUCCAUUUUAAUAUUAAAAAGACGCAAUAAGUAAUACGAGUACUUGUAUACUGUUGUAAUAAUGUUGUAAUUAUUUGAAAGUGUAAUUUAAUUAAUAUUAAAAGUAAUCAAUGUAUAAACAAGUUUUCGACUGGGGUUACGGUUGCAAACGACAAUAUACAAGAGAGAGGUAAUAAAAAUGACACUAGCCCAUCCAUUCCCGUGGUUUUUUACACAUAACUCUGCCUCGGUUAUGUGCAAAUUUAUGUUAAAUUUUGACAUCGACAAAAUUGAAAUCCGUUAAACGGGAGGUGACGGGGUGUAACAUACGUCUCGAAUUUGAAAAAUUACAAUACCUUUAUAAAAAUAGAUCUCUGUAAACAAAAAAAGUAGUGGUCUGAAAAGAAAUUUAAAUUUACUUCAUCAUGGGGAAGGUUACACAAAUCGGUAUACAAUUUCUAAAAAAUAUGGCCCUUAUUCGGGGUUAGCCCAUGCAGAGGGAAGGCACUGGACCCCAGUAAUGACAGGUCUUGUUCACGUGAUCGUUGUUUAUAAAUUCUCACAACCAAUCUGCUGCACGGAUUAUAGAUUGUUUAAAACGACGCAUUGUCCAUUUAUGCAUUUUUUUUUUUUUAAUUUUGCAAAACUAUAUAGAAUUUACGCACAAUUGAUUCGCAUAUUUCUCACCCCAUCCGACCGGUAUACCUUAUAUAUACAAUUAUUAUAUAUUAUCGUAGAAUCGAGAAAUAAAAGUCCCCCGUGGAGAAAAAAAUCUGUGACACCCUUACCAAACAAAAAGAUACUUUGGUAUUGUCGAUAAAAAACCACGGCGAGUUUAGAUAAAGCAAGGGGGUAAACGGAAAAACCUAUAACCUGCAUGUUGGUCCCGAUACUGUCGCAUAUUAUGGCAAGUAAUUAUAUAAUCGUGUCUUAAGUAUAUAUAAAUGUAAAACUUACGUACGGAUUUGACAAUUAUAGACAAUGAUAUAUUAUAUUGUGUAUUAAUGUAUCGUAACUUACAAGACUGAUAUUGUUUAAAACGGAAUAAUAAUACGACUAACAUUUGUAAUUUUCCAAAUUUUCUAUUAUACACUAUCUAGUGUGGUAGUUUACACAUGUAGGAGAUAACCUAAUUUUGAAAUACAGCUUAUGAAGACUCACGGACAUAAAGUUCAUUCGCAUAUAAAACUCAAAAUCGUCCGAAACGUUCCGGACUUAUCAAAAUCCGUUGAAAAGAGGUUUUUCAUAAGACUCACAAUUGGCUCAAAGACUUUCAGUUUCGCGAAAAAUGUUGACACCACACAUCACCGCCCGUCUUAUUUUGCUAUCAACACGAGUACCCACGUUCUUAAAAUUAUAAAAUACCAAAAUAAAAUAAAUAUGCGAUUGAUUUAAGGUGUUUUUUUUUCGUUUCUUUCGCCACUUUUGCAGUACUUAUGUAGCGUUUGUUCGGUUAUAACAUUAUCAGUUUGUGCGCCGGUUAUAAUCGGCGUCUACUGUUAUCGUUUACCAAGUUUCCCCCCCCCUCUACAUCAACGGUCGGACGGGUGGAGAAAACAUCAACGGGGAGGAGGGUGGUGGGGAACUGUUUCUCUCCCGGUUCCGUCGUCGGGGGAUUUUCAUUCCGAUUAUUUACCGUUAUCCGUAUAAUAUAAUACGCCGACAAAUCUUGUAUCGCACAGAAAGACGCAGUUUAACGUCAAUUACGGCCGCGUCACGGUGCAUUAGUAUAUAUGCGUGUACGCCGACGUCGUGCGCACGGCACAUUGUCCCGAGGAUCCGUUCGCACAAUACGCUCUCCGUCGUCGUCGUCCCGGGCCAUUUGCCAGUUCCUUCCGAGUGCAAUAAACACCCGUACCAAUGACGACGUCUCUAUUAACCGUCGCGCACCCCCUCGCGCGCGAUUGCCGCGGACUUUAAAAACUUCCGGUUCCGGUCGGACAUCGUAUGGCGCACACGCGGUGUAUACGACUACUAUACGGUAUACGAUACAUAAUAUAUACUGUAAUAUUAUCGUCUUUGUAUAUUAUACGUAUAUAUAUAUAUAUAUAUGUGUGUGUGUGUGUGUGUGUGUACAUGUUAUAUACACGCGUUUUGUCGCAGCAACAGCAAUUUAGCGUUAAUCGUUAAGCGCUAUUAUAUUCCACGUAUAAUAAUAAUGUAUAAGUAUACAGCAGCCGUUGUUAUGCAGUCCGGGAUCGCGGGGGCAAACGAAAAACUUUACUAUCAACACAUAGGUUUAGCUAUAAUAUUGACUAUCGCGGCGACGGCUUUUGAGACAAACGUACCGUUUUACGCCUAUACGCGGACAACAUGCCCGGUAAUAUUGUAUAUUAUAAAUAAUGCCUUGGUUUCGUACGUAAAUACACGUAUUUAUUGCAGUGGCUGCGCGAAGGAGGUAUAUCCAAAAUAGCGUGGUUCGCAAAAAAACGGGUGUGGACGCUCGAUUGUUCGGCAAUACAACAAAAGCUAUUAUGUUAUUACGAAACGAAAGUCGUUAAACGAAUUUUAGACUGCGGAGGUUCAAUGAAUUUCAUUAAAGACCCCCCCCCUCCUCCCCAAGGAAACUCGGUAUUCAUUCCCCGACUUGUAGAUUCCGGGGUAUUUUCGGUAGAGUGGGUGGAAAAUUAAAUCGGCGAUUCGAGGUGAGAAUACUUCGCAUCGCCAAUGAUUUAUGCAUAUAAUACACUGUAUUAUCAAAGACGGGUAAGAUGACUAUCGACCGAUCCUCUUAAAACUAAAUCUCUCGCCGAUCGCCGACACUCAAAUAGCAAAAGAAAAUAAUUUCAGCGGGUAUCGACUUACCGAUAACUCUCGGCUCUCGCUCAUUAACUUUCAAAAUGGUUUAUUUCGCAUCGUUCCUGGCGCUAAAACGGGGAGAAACGUAUAGGAAAAUCGAGACAAUUUACUACGGCUGCAGCAAUAAUAACGAUUACUUUAAUUCCGAUUUCGAUGUUUCGUCGGUGUUGUAAUUCAGUCGGGUGAGAAUACUCGUAGAGACCCGACUGAUACUAAACGAUUUCAGUGAGUCGCCCCAAUGAUAUAUCGCGGCGCACGUGUACCGACGAUAUGACGAUAAUAAUAUUGUUUCCCCGGCGAGAAUAAAAAAAGAUUUACCUCCAAUGAUGAACGAGUGCUCGCAUAUGUGUGCAGGUAUAAUAACAAUAAUAGUGUAUAGUAUUGCUCGCGCGCAAAUCGACUACCGAACGACGACCGAUAACAUUUCGACCACGCACUGACUGAACCGGCGAAUAUCAGCAGCUAUCGCACAUUCUUUGGCACAGCCGGCCACCGUCGUCCGACUAGGUAUAUCCUAUCCUUGAGGCACCACCGGAAUAUUAAUUUUCUAAUUACCCCCACCAGGCUCUGCAGCAGUUAUAAAUACACGUAUUAUACACUUAAAUUUAAUAUUCCUGGAACAUUAAUCGAUUUCCGAUGUUCUAUCUACGUCAAUAUCGCAUCACCCGUUAUAAUAUGCGCUGUGUCGGAGCAUUUUUGAGGAACACUUAAUACGCAGCAGUAUGGAUACCUGCAGGAUACCCGGUAGACAGUAUUCGAAUAGAAAAAAUAAAAGAAAGGGAGAAAGGAAGACAAAAAAUUAGAUUGAAAAAAAACGGAGCGUCCCUUGCAAUUAUUAAUUUCAAUCUAACCCGUUGAGGACUUUGCAUUCCAACACCUCCCUUGCGCUGAUUUUUUAAAAAUAAAUCCAUAAUCCGCUACAUUUAACACAAUCUCACAGAAUAUUAUUAUUUUUAGACUAACAGUAAUUAUUAAUUAACAGGGUUAGAUAUGUAUAAUAUUGUAUAAUAUGCAUUUCAAAUAAUCGGAAUCAUUCAACUAUAUCGUUCAGCUAUCGUUAAUCGUACUUAUCAUUUAUCAUUUAUUUUAUCAUACAAAACCGCAAACAUGUAGUACAAAAAUAAAGAUAAUAAUUUGUUACUGAAAUGCUAAUUAUGUAAAAAAAAACCUAAUUUAUUUGAGUUGAUGAUAGCAGGACAAUAAAUAUUUUUUGAAAACAUCAUUAUUUACUCAAAAAGACGUACUAUCGUACCAUCGAGCUACGAUAAUAAACUAUAUAACCUUUAUAUUUAUUACAAUAUUACUUAACUCAUUUACAUACGAUAAAUAAAUAAAACGUCCUUAAAUACUGUACAUACUCAACAUACUCAAGUCUCAGGUAUAAACGGAUGUAAACACCCCGACUAUCAAACACUAAUCGAAAAUAUUUGUAUAAAUACACCUAAUUAACGAAAUUAUGUUUAUGUAUAACUAACUGAAAAAUAUAUUAAGUUAUAAUGUAUUGUGUUUAUUUUAUUCACAGAAAUGGAUUUAGGCCUGUAUCCGACCCAGCGAUAUCAAGACCGAUAUUCCUUCCACCUCAUUUUGGAUCAUUACAGUCGCCGUUGUUCAGUGGGCUCAAAGGUAAAACCGAAAAAAAUUAUUCGUUUAUUACUCGGCGAUAUCGAAAUACGAUUAAUAUAUAAGUUAACUCGAUUAUUUCUAAAUCCAACAGUAUUUAUUUAAUUAACAGUAAUAAAUGUAUGUAUUCAAUGUAUUUCAUUAUAAUAUAGGUAGUGGUUAAAGUAUUUCUAAGUAAAAUUAUCGGUUUCAUUUAGUUUAAGUUCGGGGACACUUUAUUUAUUGUCACUGGGAUAUUUUCAAUGCAAUUUUGAAAUCAGAAUCUGUUUUUAUUUUAUUUUUACUGAACAGGUAUAUGUACAGGAUAAUAUUUGAGGAGAGAAGGUAAAGUUUAUUUUGAAACCCUAUUAGUAAAAGAUUUUUAUGACCAAAUGUGAGUAAGAAAAAAACAUUUUCUGGGGUUCCUGACAUUUUUUUUGGAUAAAUUAGUUCUCAAGAACGCCUUCAAUUUUUAUAUUUCGACAAAUAUAAUCCCACUUCAGAGUUUUUCCCAUUUUAACUGCUGAUGAUAGGUGCCUAAUGAGAUGGAUGUAAUGAGUAGGUACUUAUAAUAAUUUUUAAAUAUUAUAGUUAUUGUAGUGUAAAUAAAUCGCGGUAAUGAUUUUUUAUUUAUUCAUUUUAACUAAAAAUCACGCAUGACAAGAGUGCAUAAUAGUAUUUGAUUUUAAAAUAUUAACCUAUUUUAUCUUCUGUACAUCUCCUGAAUAUUAUAAUAAGUACUUGUAUAAUACAAUAUUAUUAUUAAAUAUACGUAUAGUUACACACGCGUAGAGAUAAUAAAAACAAAUUAAAAAUUUAAAACUCGGUAUUAUUAUUAUUUUAGGGUAAUUAUUGUGUAUAAACUUUAUAAUACGGAUUAUAAAAUGCGUAUUAAACGGUAUAAUAUCUACGGUAGGUAGUAAUAUACCUAAUACCAAGGAAAAAAUGAAUAAUAAAUGAAACAAUAUUAUAAGUCAAUUUUCGUAAUAUGCAUAAUACACCGUAUAUAGGCAACUGGAAAGCUAUAGCAAAGCAUAACCGCAUGCCGAUUUCUAUACUACCAUACUUGAAAAACUUUAUUGAACUAACAUCUAUAUAUGUAUACGCUGAAUAUUUACAUUCGAUUAUAAAAACACUAUACAAUACACGUUUUAAGUGGAUUUAAUCUUGUAAUCGUGAUAAUGGAUCGCUAUAAACUAUACAAUAAUUUACUGCACAAUUCGAAAUAUAUAUUUCUACUAUAUUAUAAUACUUAUUUAAUCGAGUGUCAGUUGUUCUACAGAACUUUCCGAAAAUUAAAUUACGAACCUUACUUAGUCAUCGAAGCGAAUACUAUUUAUGCUACCUAGUAUAUAAUAAUGAAGAUAAAUUAUGAACCCCAUUCAAUUAUUAUUAUACCUACGUAAUAUUAUAACAUAAUACAGCUAUACAUUUUAUAUUAUAAUAUGCAUUUAUAUAAAUAUAUAUACUCGGAAAUUAAACUUGCACUACACACCAAAUAAGUAUAGCUCUGGAGAAAUUCCGAAGACGAUAUCUACAUAAUAUCCAAACUAUAGUUAUACGUAGGUAUUACGAUUGCAACUACUGUAGUAUAUACCUAAUACAACUAUACAAUGAAUAAAAUAAUAAAUUGGUGUUUAAAGAACGACAACUAUUUAAUACAUUUUUAUAGUAUAGUACAAAUUCAAUAUCGAAUGAACGGUUCCGGAUAAAAUAUUAUAUUUAAAUAUAUUUUUACAUAACCGAAUUUACCAUAUCAAUAGUGCAGUUGCCUGUUACGUAUAUAUAUAUAUAAACUGGAGGGAAAUAAAACAAAAUAUAAAAUCGAGAUGAAAAUAUAAUAAAUAUACGGUUUUGAAAAUGGAGAAAAUUAAAAGCAAUUUUAAAAUGUGUACUCAUAAGUAAUAGAUAUAUUCAAUUUAUAUAUUUUACAUACCUAUACCUACAGCGUAAUAAUAUAUAAAUCGGUCGCAAAAUGUUCUUUUCUAAAAUGUGAAAAGUUAUUAAUAUUGUUAAUUUAUUCUAAAAAUUCAAAUUUCUUUGAUUCUGAACUAUUAUGUGUAACUAUAUACAGUAGGUAAUAGUUUGAUUUGAAUGGAUUAAUAUUUACAUGCACGUGUAUACGCGAUUCACGUAUUCACGUUGAAUUUAAUAUGAAUUCACCAAUAGUCUAAAUAAAUAUAGUUUAUUUAAUAAGCUAUUCCAAAUAGGUAAAUACAUAAUAUUAUAUUAUACCUAUAGCGAAUGUAAAAUUCAUAAUAUUACAUUGAGUAGUUGUCAGUGGUUAUCGACCCCCAUGAUAUUUGACCUGCAGACAAAUACGCAUUAAUACAAACCUAACAAUAUAAUAUGGCACGAACCAUGAUAAAAUAUAUAUACGAAUAUGUGGACUUUUUUUGUAUUUUGAUGAAUCAUCACAAUUUCAAGACGACUUUUUCGAUUUAUCACCAAAAAAAAAAAAAACACUAAAAUUAAAACCCCUCUAAACCAGCAGUGGCAAUCGCAAUAGAAAAGUAGCUACAAUUUGGUGGGCAAUGUUGGGAAUGAAAAAGAGGAAAUGGUCCACAAACGGUUUGAUACAGAUUGACUGGUUUAAUCCGAUAUAAGGACAAAUUUCGCUACCGCCCGAAACGUCUAAAAUGUCUGAUUAAAUCGUAAUUGGAUUUGAUAUCCGGAAUAAAAAAAAAAUAAAAUAAAAAAUCUGUAACACAGACUCUGUUAAACCGGAUUAAACAGAUUUUGUCAGUUUGUUCAAUCGAUUUUUUUUAUAUAAUUGCAAAUUGCAGAUUGAUUCUGUUCAGUGUACUAUAUUUCGAUAUAGUAUAUAUUAGUAUACUACAGGUCACUGAAUCUAAAAAUUAAAAAAAAAGAAUUAUUAUGAACCGCGUGUUAAAAUAUGCGUAUUGAAAACAAAAUUAUAAUCAUCGCGGUAUAACCCGUUGGGUCUAUUCUCAGGCAAAGUGUUCCUCCAGAAGAAUAUAACGUAAUUGCAACAAACUUAAACAGUAAAGUAGUAAACAUAUUAUACACAAACACAGCCCACGGAGGAGGGGAGUUCACUUAGCCCCCUGCCUCGGCUAUGCCACCACCCACGGCAAACGUAUCUAUUCCGUACAUUCCUAAAUAUUCAUCUACUAAUGUAGCAGAUUUUUCAGCGAAUUGAUAAGAAUUUAGAAACACCUUUUUUUGUAAUACAUUUGAAUAUGCUGGUUAAUAAUUUUGACCAUGAUUAUUGUCUUAUAUCAACUGUUAACAUAAAUCAUUAAGUUCAUUAUUUAUAUUUAACUAAAGUGUUAAAUUUUUAAAAUAAAGUAAUUUACAUCUAAAGUACCUAUACUUAUAUAAACACAAUCUUUAUGAAUUAAUUGGAUUUUCACUUUGUAAAUAUUUGUAUGCUUUAAUACGUCUAACUUCUAAAAGAUUAAAAUGCACAAAAAACACAAUGAACUAGAAAGGUGAAUGAAUAAAAAGUUAAAUUAAUUAACUUUAUCGGAUAUUCAUAUAUCAGUGACUUUUAGGGCGAAAAAAUCCCUCUGGUUGUAAUAUAAUCAACCAGUCAAAAUAUAGUGGAUUACUGAUGAGGGAAUCCGAUUGACUAUACCUCCCCUCCAGUGGAUUUGCUAUCUGCUGUAAUUAGGAACAUCCAAAUCCAGCGGCUGACCAAUCUGAUGAAUUUAGGAACACACGGAUUAUUUGCAAUAUAUUUUUGUAUUAUCUAAAACUUGGCCGUGCUAAAAUUAUUUACGAUCGAAUAUCACUGGAGGAUUACCCCACACAUCCUUAACCUAUUCGACAUUUCAAAAUAAAAUUAUAUAUUACUUGCACAUGGAAUAAAUAAAAUUGAAUAAUGAGAUCCAAUUUUCAAUAAUGAAUCUCAGGGAUGGGUACCUCCUUAAAGUAUGAAAACAAUUAACAUAAACUUACGUAAUAAUGUAAUAUAAAUACGAUAAUAGCUUAUACAAUUAUGCAAUAGUAUAAUAGUAAUUACUUAUCUCAUAUCUGAGUACUAUUUGAGUAUGAUAUACAUUUAUUUUAUUUUGAUCAAAGUCUGGGGGUACUAAUUUUAGAUUUAGGGGUGCUAACCCCCUGUAGGUGCACCAAUGGUACAUUUACGUAAUGGAACCGCGGACGUACAGGUCGGAUAUUUUCGUAACUUUUCCGUGUCGAUUUUCUUCUGGCGUUUAUACCCGUUAAAAUUAUAUGCUCGAGAGUCGCAGUCUAAUGAAUAAAAAUUAUAUAUACAUAGCGGAAUAUUACAUAAACACGUACGUUUGUCAUAAUAAUUGGUUAAUAACGGCGGCGGCGAGUGCGUACCGUCACUGUCUUCAUCGUCUCGUAUAAUAUAAUGUAUGUGUGUGUGUGUGUAUACUUAUACCAUUACCCCGUGGUCGGGGUAGUUUGUCGCAGAGGUGCCGGUGGAGGUGGAGAUGGGUUUAUCGUGUUAGCCGUGGGCAUUCUUCCGUCGGUGAUGUGUGUGUGUGUGUGUGUGUGGCGGUAUCGGGGUGGAUCGGCGGACGGACAUCCCGGGGGGGCGAGUAUAUACCGCGCGGGACCGCGGGCACCUGGGGCUCUCCCGCGCUCCUACACGGCUCGCGUCACCGAACAGACGCCGCGCGACCCGCCGCCGCCGCAGCUAGUCCGCCGUCCCCGUUUCCGUAAUGGAAUAACUUUGGGAGAUUUAUCGUGCGGAGCGGCUUUCGGCGCCAAGUUUACGACGGGUAUACGUAUAUAAUAAUAAUAAUAAUAAUCUGUACGCGUCUAUGUGUGUGCCCACACGCGCGCGCGCGGGAUCGUUCGAAUAACACGUAUACACAUAUAAUAUUAUAUUAUAUAUACACACGCGUAUUAUAGGUAUAUACGCGUACGCCGCCUUGAGGACGGAGGAAGCGGCGGCCGCGGAAGAAGUCAAUGUGCGAGUGUUGUGCGCGCGCGCGUUAUAAUAAUCAAACGGAUCCCUUAAUAAAUAACGACGAAACGGGCACCGCGCGGGCGGCGGCGGCGGCGGCGCGCGUUAUUAAUGGAUCGAAUGAUAUGGGACGGUGCAGAGGCGUGCGCGGCCGAAGGGUAGAACAAGGGAUACUGUGUAUAAACGGCGGCGCGCGAGCUAAGGGCGCAGCGGCGGUGCAGGUGGUGUCUUUCGGCAUGGCGGCGCGCGGUGUACGGCUAAAUCAAUUUGCACCGACGACGCCUUUUCGCAAUAAUCAUAAUUGUUAUUAUAAUAUACGUAUACACGCAGCCGCGGAGGAGAAAUGCUCGCCAGACGAUCGAAUUUUUUAUUUAUUUUUUUUUCUGUUCACGUACCUACAGCCCAUCGCCAUCGUCGUCGUCGUCGACGCCGUGCCUUCGCGUCGACGGCGGCAGACACGUCAUUAAUUUACCGCGUGUCCGCAGGAAAAGGAUAAUAUUUGUGGUGUAUACAGUCGCGGUUGGCACGACCGAGCGAACGACGAGGGGAAGUAAAGGAUUAUGGAUAAUACAUAAUAAUAAUAUAAGUGUACGAGCAGAACGAUUUUUUUGUGAUUUUUUUUUUUUCGAUUCGCCCGCUCCUCCUAAUGAGAUUACGAACGACGCGAUAACGAGAACGUCAAACGUCGGCCACCGCCGCCACUCUUUUUUUUUUCUCGAUUAUUUAUUAUUAUAUUGUGGCACUGCUGUAUCCGCCUGAUCCGUAGUAUACCCUCAAACGCGCGGUUUUGUUGUAACAUUCGCUCGGGUUUCCUUUUUUUUUUUCUUUUUAAUAUAUAUUAUAUUAUAUAUCUCGAUUGAAUAACCGUACACGUGUAUUUGUACCGUGAGCGGACUCACAGUAAAUUAUGACAAUCCAAAAACGAUUCUUAGCCGAGCUCGGUAAACUGUCGUAUACCGCACUGUACAGUGUCCCAAAAAGAUAAUAUCUCCUGAGAUAAACAAAUCCCGUUUUUUUUUUUUGUUUUUUUUACAUAUUUCUCACUAGGAUAAAUAUUUAUGUUACAAUUGAUUUUUUUUAUGUUUCGGUAAAAAAACAAAUCAAAUUACUUUGUAUUUUAUUAUUUUUGAAAAAUUCGAAGUUAGCCUUCUAUAUAGAGUUUAUUCUUCUGAAAAUGUUGAAAAUAAUUUUUAAAAGUUGAGAGAAAAGAAUAAUGUUUACAGUCAAUAUUAAUCGUAACAAUAAUAAUCAAUUAGAGAAUGCAAUAAUAGCCGGCCGCAUAAUUAUAUAGGUACAUUUAUUGUCAGUUUUUUCUAAAAAAAAAAAAAAAAAAUAUUCGGGAAAAACUGUCGGGUUAUUUUUGUUUUUCGAAUAAAUCCGCAAUCUCUUUAUAAGCCAUAACUACGAUGUGAAUUAUAAUUCGAAGCGUGUUUUGUACAGACCCGAAAUAGGAUUUUCCGUAAAAAGCACGCAACAUAAUAUAAAACUAGCGAAACUAACAUUAAUAAGAUUCUCCGCUGCACUGCAGAAUCUAAUAUAAUGCACUUUAAUUUCUCGUUAUUAACUUUAAUUGUUAUUGUAUGGGUAAAUUGUACUACAACAAUUCUACGCGCGAACUACACGGCAUCUAUAUUACAAUAUGUUUAAUUAAUACCAGAGUAGGUAAUAACAAUGUGAUGUUUGCUAUUCGACAAAAAUAAUACAAUAAAAUACGCGGGUUUAAUAUUCAAACAAUACGAUAUUUAAUAAUAAUUAAUUCCAAGGUCAACAGUACAGGUAUGGGAUACUAGAGGCCACUGUCUACAAUAAUGAAAUCCGAGAAAUUAGUGUAUGAUCGUACGCACACGAUGGGCACUUCCGAAUGGCUCGUACUGUCGAUAGUUACGACGGAUUAUCCAAUAUAGUGCUUCGUUCGAAUAUUUUUUUCCACGACUGAAUGCUUUUCUUCGUAAAAACUAUUCGAACAGUUUAUUCCCUCAGUCACUGAUUGGGGGAAGGGGGGAUAGGGACGAUCACCCCGCCCCCGCUCAUAGCCCCUUGCAGUAUACUGAAUUUCAUCGUACGAUGUGUGUGCUUUAAAUUAAUUUUAAAAAUUGUCCACUCUCCCCCCUCCCGUUAUUAUCUUGUUCUGGAUCCGCCCCUGAUUUAUCCCGUAACCGAAUAAAAACUGUUAGAAAAGUUUUCUCCAUAACUGAAUAGCGUUAAACUGUAUAUACAUAGUGUUCAAUCUAUCGAAUAGUUCGACAAGUACUAUUCGGUUGCAUCCAUCAAUAAUCGUAUAUAUUAUGAUUCGCGUGCUUAUACUCGUAAUUUGAUAUGCUAAGAGAAUAUUUUAUUUCUCCUAAACAUAUUAUUAUUGACGUUGUCAAAUUCGGUAAAACCACGACACGCGUGUAGUGGUGCACGAUUUCUGUAGGGAAUUGAUUCGUCAAAGGAACGCGAAUUAAAUUAUCGACGAAAACUAUAUAAUAUUAACAUAAAUUAUGUGGUAUAUCGGAAACGAAAACGACGAUACAGACAAAUUACGCUCCGGCUGCGGGUUAAAUUAUUUUACAGUGUAUACUACAUCAUCAAAUCAGAUAUAAAAUUACCUGUGUGUCAAAAGUUAGUGUGGAUGGGUAAAACUUUAAGUGGUAUCCAAUGAUAAUAUACAUAUAUAUAUAAAAUAAGCGUAAUAUUAUACACUAUAAUAUACUCUUAUAUGAUAUAUACAUAUACGUAAUACAAGAAAAUCCGUUUUCGCGCACGGUUGUUCGGUAUAAGAGAAAAUCACUCGGGAUGUUUUUCAACCGUCCGCAGUGAAUACUGUACUACCGCGUAUCGGCAUUUCAGAGAAAUGUACAUACAUUAUCCAUUAUUUAAACAUCCGAUAGAAAGAAAAACAAACACGUCUAUAUAAUUUGCCAAAUUGGUUUUGGCUGCUUGCAAAUCAACAGGGAUAUUUCGGUACCGAUUUCGAUGUUCUAACGUCGCACGGACGCGUCGAAUUUCACCGGCAUUGCCAGCAGUGACAAGAUAUCAGAAAAAAGCGACAGAAACGAGACACCGGGUAGAAUAUCGGACCGUCCAACAAAAUCCUCCCCCCCACAACCAGGAUAUGAAUUACUUUGGCACACGAUUAAUGAAAGUAUACGACAGGAUUGUGAGACGCGGACUAUGAGUACGAGAAUGUGCAUGUGUCGAGUCAUUUAUCGGAAUGACCAAUGGUUACCAGUAAAAGGCACUAUAAAGAAGGAGGACGUUUUAGGAAAACCGUUAAAAUAUUUUCUAAUUAAGUUUGCUGAAUUCUAGGAGAAGAAUGAAAUUGAAAUACCACUGUUCGAAACGCAAAGAUUACCUGAAAAAUAUUGAUAUUGAUUUGAAAUUGUUGUAUAUCAUGCCAUGGGUAAGCCAAGUUCAUGGACGUGUAUAUUGUAUUUAUAGUGCAAGUGAUUUCGUGAUAUUGUAGGGAAAGAUAAAGAGAUUAAACGUCUUCUCUGACCACCGGUAUUUUAAAAUAUGUUUCACAUUAGCUUUGUCAUCGAAAUAUCAGUUCCAUAUUUUCGAUUUUUUUUUUUUUUAGUUAUUUUUUUUACCGUGCAGUAGGGAUCACGAUAUCAUCAAUAAUAAUAAAUAAAAUAAACUGACAUACUUCGCACUAUCGGGUGUGGCACUGUUGUAGGUGAGAAGCUAGGAAGGUAUAGUAUAUAUGAAUAGGGAAAUUUAAAUAAUAUCUGUAUACGCAACGAUAAACCAUCACUAAUUAAAAACGAUUCUGUGGAAAUUUCAGUUAAACUUAUUUUUUUUAUAAACUUAAAUUGAGAAUUGUCCAAGUAUGAAAAUUAAAAAUGUUAUUAAUUCGUAGCUACAAAAUACAAUAUUACAAUUGUCCGUCGUUUUUCGUCUCAAAUCAUGGUGUGUAAUUUUAUGAUGCCGUAAAAGUUGUAUUUACAUAAAUCAGAAAAGAGUACGCGAUUUGUAUUAAAAAUUUAAAGUUCAAAUUUGAAGAUUUUCAGCAAUUAAAUUCUGUUGCAGUUUCAAAAAUAGUUUUUCCGUCACGGUUUCAAUAAGGUUAUUUCGAACAAUAAGGAAUAUUCCCCGACCAUCUGUUUUCCGUUUUUACAAGGAGAGGCUUAUUUUGGUCUCGUAGUAAAGUUCACGUUUUCGUCAUUGGCGAGCUUGUAUUAUUAAUAUACAAAUAUAUAUUUAUAUACAUAUAUACGCAAAAUGGUUAAUAAGCCGUAAACAAGUAGAAAUUGUUUAAUUAACUAAAUAUCUUCUUACAUUAUCCACCCGAGUUACGACCGCAGCAGUGGCGGCGCUAUUUUAUUAUAAUGUUACCGAGGAAACAAAGAAUUAUACUUCGCGUUACCCCGUAAUAAAAUAACGAGAAAAUGUUUUAUUCAUAAUCGAGAGAGUCAUUUAUUUACAUUUUACUUUAGACGUUCCACAUAAAAGGUUUAAAAUGGUUCUCCGUUAUUAAAUUCGGAAUAAUUAAAAAAAUGUUCGUAAUUUAAACUGAAAUAUAUAUCUAAAGGAAACCAUUUUUUAUUAUAUACUAAACACUAUAUGUAUAUAUAUAUAUAUAUAUAUAUAUAUAUAUAUAUACAUAUACAUUAUACAUAUUAUAAUAUAUAGUCUCGUAUUACAUCUUCGUAGAUUUUUAAUGAAGUUAUAUUGAAUAAUAUUGUUGAUACACCAAGAACAAGACAAAAAUCCGAAUCAAUAAAAAUAUCAAGUCUUGACUGACAGCCUUUGGGUUGUAAUAUUUUUACGCCGCUGUAGUUUAUAGCGAAUUACAUUAUUUUCGUUAAGUUAAUUAUGAAAAACAAAAUGCGGUAUCAUUUUUAUUGAGAGUCAGAUUUCCGAAUCUUGGUUCGUCGUCACCGUCGCUACCGCUACCGCCGCGGUUAAAUUCAAACUAUACUAAUAUUUAUCGUUUAUAAAUUUACGUAAUAUUAUCGUUGUUACGGAUAUAAUAAAAUUGUGCGUUUUACCAAAAUUAAAAUUAUCGAAUUGCACAUGGGUGAACAAAGAAAAGAUAAUGGUCGAACGGAAAAAAAAAAAUUGAUUUGUGAUAUAAAUUUAACAAUUUCAAAAACGCUUUUUUACUAUACACCUGUGUACGAAAAAAAAACCUCAUUUUUUUUACCUACCAACAACGAUAAUUAAUUAACAAAAUUGUAAGUGAAGAGAGAAAAGGCCACUAGGAAAGGCCGUUGAGAAGAUCUUAUUAACUAUCAUGACUUUUCAAGUAUCCUAAGAGAAGAGCAAGAAAAUGUAGACAGUAAAAAGGUAGCAGUGAACAGAAAAGACUGGAUAAGGGUUUAUUUGACAGAAUGGUCUCAGCGGCUGAUAGAAGGGAUAAAAAAAAAUAUGGGACGGGUAAUUAGUAUUUUAAAAACUUUAAAAUCAAGUUUUUUUUCGAACAUUUUUAUUGAAAUACAUUUUUAUAUCUAUAUAAAGUGCAGUACGACCAUUACCAGUUUUCCACCUGAGUGCACAGUUCGACAGUUAACUUUUUUGUUUAACCCGAGUGCAACAAUUCGACCUUACCCGCGUUGUUACAGCUAUUCACUUCAGGAUUUUAACUAACUAUAUUAAAGCUGUGUUCAAAAUUAAUAAUCUUACUUGUUACAUUUUCUCACAUUGGGCAGGGGACGUUUUCAAUUACCUAACAUAUUUUCCAAGUGACUACUUGAGCGAUGCAACCAAUGCAAUGCGUAACUUUAACAAUCUAUUAAAACUUCGUUCGUAUAAAUACGUAUAUGAUACACGCCAUUCGAGCAAUGUAAAUUUUGACGUUCUCGUCAACUGUGCAAACAAAGUAUUAUUUACCGAGGAAAACUUAAACGUAAUAUUUUCACUUUUCCAUCGCGUCUACCGAUCCCCUACAGUAUACAAUACGUAUACAUAUAUUAUACUACUCGACUGAAAAUCCAUUACCGACAGUUGAUACCCGUUUGUUACGAGACGGGAAUUAUUGUCAUACUCCUUAAUUCAUAGACGUGACUAAGGUAAAAAUUAUGAGAGGGGGGAGGAGACUAUAGCCUAAAACAAAUUUGUUCGCUUAAAUUUGAAAAUACAAUAUUGUAAUCAUAAAAACAAAUACAAAUAAUUAUUAUAAACCUAGUCGUCUCACGCCCGGCGUUGCCCGUGCCAAUUUUUAUUAUUAUUAUUUUAUCCGUAGGUAUUCAUUUUAUUUUUGGUUUUGGCCGUGAAUGAAAACAAAUAGAUGAAAAGUGGGUAGUCUACCUUCGGCGGACUAAAUGUGUUCUAUUAUGAAAUUUUAAUAGUGUAAAUAAUAGUAAUAAUAAUUAUAAUAGUUUUUUUUUUUUUUCCGUAACACCAAGAUAAUCCUUGAAUAAACAAAAAUAAAUAAAUAAGCAAUUAGAUAUUCGUACCAAAUAUACCUAAAAAAAACCAUAGUUUACCUCCCCCCCCUUUUUAAGUCCCCUUUGAGUCUUUUCGAUAUUUUAAUAGUUAUUCUGCUAUUCGGGGCGGAAACGAAUCCAACAAAUCAGAGAUCUUCAAAAUCGGUCCAGCUUUAGAGUUAUAAAUGGUGUGACUAACCCGACUUUGUUUUAUUUAUAUAUAUAGUAUAUAGAAGAUAUUAAUAUAUCUAAGUAACUAUAUUCGUCGUAACUGAAAGGGGGGCUGUUUGGAAAACUGGACGAACUUAGCCCCCCAAGCCCCCUAGUUGCGCCUAUGCUCCUUAUACUAUUAUUAUUAUAACUUGCAGCACUAAUGCCGUAUGUACUCGUGUCCGCAGGGUUCGGGUGUAACUGUUGCACCAUGAAGCCGUUCGCAUCGAUGGCCGAGACCGGCGGCGCAGAGCAUCGCUCGUCCAGCGUGGCCGAGCUACGGCGCAAAGCACAGGAACACUCGGCCGCGCUGUUCCACAGCCUACAACACGUGGCCAACAUGCAGCAUCACGCGGCCGCGGCCGCCGCGCUUCAGUUGCCCGUCGGCCUCGGACUUCAGCUGCCGUCCCUAACGUCCACUCUUCACGCGCUGGCCGCCAACCGAAAACCGGAAUCGCAAAUGUCACAUCCGCAACCGCUGUCGCUGACCACAAACACCACGACCACAGCAGCCGCCACCUCUACGGCGGUGGACCAAUCCACCUCCACGAUGCUGUCAUUGCAACAACAGCCGCCGCCGGCGCAAUCGUCGUCCGAGUCCAACAACUAAAUCGCAAUAACCGUUCCUCGCGUCAUCGUCGUCUCGUCCCAUCCCCGGCGCAAUCGUACCGACAGUGCUCGUCAGAUUGAACUGAACCUAUAUCGCGCCCCAGUCGCCUUGUACAACUUUUCUAACACAAUUCAGUAAUACUAAUAUUGAGAAAAAAAAACCAAUCAAAAAUCACUCCGACUAAUUUUUUGCUUACAUAUGUAUUUGUUAUAUUUUUUAGUUUUUAAUUUUUAAUUUGUUUUAAUUCUUUCCAGUUUUCGUAAAAAAAAAAAGAUAAUGUUUAGAUUUUGGUUAAAUAAUUACUACCUAUAAAGCAAAGUAAGUAGUACUUAACUAUCACGCGGGGUAAAACGUGCAAUACACAAUAAUUAAUAACAAUGACAAUAAUUUUUAUUAAUUACCGAACGAGAAAAUAAUAUUCUAUAGAGCAAAAUUAAUACGAUUUAUCCGAGUGUGAUAUAGUAUUACGUGGUUUUUUUAAAAACAUCAUUAUUCGCAAAAGAGAGACAACGUACCUUCCCACCGUACCAAUAGAAAUAAUCAGUUAUAGAGCCGUCAAAAAUCAGUUACCCCUACAUCCCCUCCCCACCCUUAAUUCGAGCACUGUCAACUGACAUGCAAUAUUAUAAUAUUAUUAUGCGUAUGACUAUUGCAUCAAUUGCAUAUUAUUGCAAUAUUGUUCAUUAAGUAGGUACCUCCAACCUACUCGUAAUAUUACUAAUUAUUCGAUCGAUAAUAAUAUUAAUCGUAUUUUUAACCUUUUUUGGGUUUUUAUAUAGUUAUUUAUGAUUUUUUUUUUUUCGUUGGCCAUUAGUGUGUGAUAUUCGUCUGGUUUGUGUAUCUUUAUAAAUUUGUAUAGCUUUCGUUUUCCCAUUAUAAUAUUAUAUACAUAAUAAUUUAGCAUAUUAUUAUUAUUAUUAUUAUUAUUAUUAUUAGUAUUAUUAUUAUUAUUAUUAUUAUUACAAUAACAUACACACGUAGCGUUCGUUUAUACGAGUAGUAUUUACAUUAGAUAGGAUUAUUACGUAAAAGACAUGAUCAAAAAAUUUAAAAAAAAAAAAAAAAAAGAUAUAAUAAUAUUCAUAUGUAAUACCUUAUUGUGUAGUUCAAAUUGUUAUCUUUUUUUGUUAAGUGAUAACGUAUAGCAUGAUACGAAAUAAACUUAAUUCGUAAUAUUAAAUUAUGUCUAUAUAACAUGUAUGUCGCAUAACAAAAAAUCUAUAUAUUAUAAACCGUAUGGACACUGCAAU
This is a messenger RNA of Cinara cedri, 52451 nucleotides long. Lineage: Eukaryota; Metazoa; Arthropoda; Insecta; Hemiptera; Aphididae. The record is from the annotation of a GenBank genome assembly.